AUGUAUGUCAAGCCCCAAUCUCAAGACAAUGAGGAGGAGGAAAGGUGGAUCAUUGUUUCUGCAUGGCGGUUGCCUGUAUGGUAGAGCCAUUAGUAGUAAAUUAAUCUCAAGACUGAGGCAGAUGUGGAGUGGUUUGGUCAGUGGGACAGGUACAGUACAGUACCACAGAGAUGGGGGGUGAUUUGUCCACUACAAAUAAACCCAACUAAGUUGAAUAACAGGCAUCUAUCUAUUCCUUGGGUUAAAUGCGCAAGACAGAUUUUGGUUGAAUGCAUUCAGUUGUGCAAUUGACUAGGUAUCCCCUUUCCCCCUUUCCAUUAUAGUAUUGGUGAUGCUACUUUGUCUAGCAUUGAGAUUGUUGGUGGAUUUUCUAAGGCAAUGCGGGAGAUAGGUCAAGUAGGUUAUACAGUAGAUGCUUGAAAUUGGUAAAUCCUCUUUCCUAUUGCUUUUUCCCCUGACAAGCAAAAAGAGAGCACUCGGGUAGGCUAUUUGUUACACAACUCUCUCCAGAUCAUGGAUGACCCCUUACUAGGCCUUAUGUCUGUCAAACCCAUUGAUUGUUGCCUAACAUCACAUUGAUGGGAACAGAACGUUCAGAUGGGAACAUUCUCAAUCACUUUUAGAAAAUUAUGCUUGAAAUUCCCCAUCUGCUAGAAAGUCAGACCCAGAGCCCUUUGAAGCUGUUUCUCUGGGUUAAGAAGUUAAUUUAAAUUGUUUAAAAAAAUGGUUUUUUCUCCCCUCUGUGGGCACUUGUGAUGGAGAAUGGGAGUGAUAGGGAGAGGUCAGCCAAGUGCAAAGGGAGCUCAUCCCUCUCUGGUGGUAUGUCUGUGUCAGUGCAGACUACACACACACACACACACACACACACACACACACACCAAGCGUCUCUGUUUCUCUUUGAUUGACUAGACUGCUUCCAACAUAACCAUCAGUGCAGUGUUAUAUUAACUGAGCUGUUGGUGUUUACAGGUUCCUCAGAUCUCUUACCUCUCCUGUGCAUGAUGGAUUCUUGGAUUGGGAGAUUUAUACCAACACAGCAGAAGCACUUCAGUUGAAUCUGGAUGUUUUACAUUCAGGGCUGUUCAGUUGUUAUUGCUGUUAUUAACAGGGAUGAUAACAGCAUCCCCCUCUAUAAGACUUAUCGCUCUCUUGCUGAGCCAGCUGUAUAUUUAGUUUUAACCCUGCAUGGGAUUUCAAUUUCAAGAAUCCUCCUGGCUUACACAGUGGAAGAGCUCGUAGGAAUCUCGUUAUACGGGAUAUUCCUAUAGUUAGCCACGUUUAAUUCUAUAUAACCAGAAAAAGCUCACUGGCCAACCAUCUUGGCCAGAUGUUCCUUUAUUCUGCUUUUUUAAAGGGGAGGCUAGGGCAUUCUGGCUCCAAACUCCCAAGGCUAAUCUACUGGCUAUUAAAAAAGUAACUCUCUCUUACUGUUGUCUUAACCAUAUUGUUGGCAGAGUGCAGUGCUUUCUGAAGGACCCAGUGUGAGAGUGUAGUCACAGUGAUUCAGGAUUUUCUGCCGGAAUCACUGAAUCACUGGAACUUAACACCGGAUCAUCGCAACUAGCUAGCUGCAACCAAAUGGAUGUUGUUGACUAAUCACCACCUACCCCGAAGCAAGCACCAGUUAGCCUUGAGCUAGCCUCGAGCCAGGCCCAUCUCCCGGCUAUCUACCUCUCUGUCAACUGGACGGGAACUCCUAGUGUCGACACGGAGCUCCGCCGAUCCAUCACGACAGGUCUGCCGACGUAAACGUCUGAUGUGGUUUCAACAGGCUUCCCGUUGCGACGACCACGAAGAUCCAUCUGCUAGCCCCGGCCCGCUAGCACACGCAAUCAACAGCCGUGCUUCCUGCUCGCCUGUGCUGUAGCAGCCAUUCGAACUGCUCCCGGUCUCACCUAUUGCUGUUCACUGGACCUUAUGAUCACUCAGCUGCACAGCUGAUGCCUGCUGGACUGUUCCUUUACACGGUACCCCCAUCCUGUUUAUCUGUCCUGUUUAUCUGUUUAGCCUCAGCCCAAACUUUCGUCACCAUUACCAAUUGUUGUCUUAGCUCUCUCGAAUAACACCUGUGAUUGCUUUAUGCCUCUCUCCCAUGUCAAUAUGCCUUGCCUAUUGCUGUUCCGGUUAGUUCUUAUUAUACAAUUUCACUGUAGAGCCCCCAGUCCCGCUCAACCAGCCUCAGAGAGCUCCUUUGUCCCACCCCCCAUACACGCGGAGACCGGCUCAAUCGGUGCCUCCAGUGAUGUUAUCUCUUUCAUCGUUACCCAACGCUUAGGUUUACCUCCACUGUACUCAUAUCCUUUCUUAUCCUUGUCUGUACAUAAUGCCCUGAAUCUAUUCUACAACGUCCGGAAAUCUGCCCCUUUUAUUCUCUGUACCCAAUGCACUAGAAGACCAGUUCUUAAAGCCUUUAGCUGUAUCCUUAUUCUACUCCUCCUCUGUUCCUCUGGUGAUGUAGAGGUUAACCCAGGCCUUGUAGCCCCCAGCAUCACUCCUACUCCCCAGGCGCUAUCAUUUGUUGACAUCUGUAACCGUAAAAGCCUUGGUUUUUUGCAUGUUAACAUCAGAAGCCUCCUCCCUAAGUUUGAGUUAUUCACUGCGUUAGCACACUCCGCCAACCCUGAUGUUCUAGCAGUGUCUGAAUCCUGGCUUAGGAAGACCACCAAAAGCUCUGAAAUGUCCAUCCCCAACUACAACAUUUUCAGUCUAGAUAGAACUGCCAAAGGGGGCGGAGUUUGCAAUCUACUGUAGAGAUAGCCUGCAGAGCUCUAUCAUACUAUCCAGGUCUGUGCCCAAACAGUUUGAGCUUCUACUUUAAAAAUCCACCUCUCCAGAAAUAAGUCUAUCACUGUUGCCGCUUGCUACAGCCCCCCCUCAGCCCCCAGCUGUGCCCUGGACACCAUAUGUGAAUUGAUUGCCCCCCAUCUAUCCUCAGAGUUCAUACUGCUUGGUGACCUAAACUGGGAUAUGCUUGACACCCCGGCCGUCCUACAAUCUAAACUAGAUGACCUCAAUCUCACACAAAUUAUCAAGGAACCUACCAUGUACAACCCUAAAUCCGUAAACAUGGGCACCCUCAUAGAUAUCAUCCUGACUAAUUUACCCUCUAAAUACACCUCCGCUGUCUUCAACCAGGAUCUCAGCGAUCACUGUCUCAUUGCCUGCGUCCGUAAUGGGUCCGCGGUCAAACGACCACCCCUCAUCACUGUCAAACGCUCCCUAAAACACUUCAGCGAGUAGGCCUUUCUAAUUAACCUGGUCCGGGUAUCCUGGAUGGAUAUUGACCUCAUUCCGUCAGUAGAGGAUACCUGGUUGUUCUUUAAAAGUGCUUUCCUAAAAUGUGGAUUGACCAGAUUGUUGACUUUCUCCCUCUUGAAAAGCUCACUUAUGACCUCCACAAGAGACAGCCCAAGUUUGAUAGACUCUGGUCUCCACUACUCAACUAUAUUUCAAAUUGGACAGAGUGAAUGGGGGAAUCAGGGAGAUGGGCAGAUGCGUGUUGUGUAAGGUGCUGUAAAACCUAAAAACUAAUUAUUGGCUCGUCAUCUCAGCUAAGGCUGGAAAUAGCUAAUAAGAACCUUGAUAGUGCUGCUGCAAGUUCUAUAAUUUAAAUUUUGUUAUAAUUAUUAUUUGUGUGUGUAUGUAUGUAUGUAUGUAUGUAUGUAUGUAUGUAUAUAUAUGUAUGUAUAUAUAUAUACAUAUAUAAAACAAUUUUUUAUUAUUAUUAUUUAAAAAAUAAAUAAUUUAAUUCACAUCUGUGAAUGUGGAAUGUGUUUGGUUGGUUGAUUGAAAACUUAAUAAAACUUUAAAUUGAAAAAAAAAAAGUGCUUUCCUCUCCAUCUUAAAUAAGCAUGCCCCAUUAAAGAAAUUCAGAACUAAGAACAGAUAUAGCCCCUGGUUCACCCCAGACUUGACUGCCCUUGACCAGCACAAAAACAUCCUGUGGCGUACUGCAUUAGCAUCGAACAGCCCCGCGAUAUGCAACUUUUCAGGGAAGUCAGGAACCAAUAUACACAAUCAGUUAGGAAAGCAAAGGCUAGCUUUUUCAAACAGAAAUUUGCAUCCUGUAGCACUAACUCCAAAAAGUUUUGGGACACUGUAAAGUUAAUGGAGAAUAAGAGCACCUCCUCCCAGCUGCCCACUGCACUGAGGCUAGGAAACACUAUCACCACCGAUAAAUCUACGAUAAUCAAGAAUUUCAAUAAGCAUUUUGCUACGGCUGACCAUGCUUUCCACCUGGCUACCCCUACCCCGGCCUCCAGAUGACACAAUUUUGUAUACAUCUGGCCCUUCAUUGGACACUGUGUUAACAAACCUCCAAACGAGCUUCAAUGCCAUACAACACUCCUUCCAUAGCCUCCAACUGCUCUUAAACGCUAGUAAAACUAAAUGCAUGCUCUUCAAUCGAACGCUGCUUGCACCCGCCUGCCCGACUAGAAUCACUACACUCGGCGGGUCUGACUUAGAAUAUGUGGACAACUACAAAUACCUAGGUGUCUGGUUAGACCAUAAACUCUCCUUCCAGACUCACAUUAAGCAUCUCCAAUCCAAAGUUAAAUCUAGAAUCGGCUUCCUAUUUCGCAACAAAUCCUUCUUCACUCAUGCUGCCAAACAUGCCCUCGUAAAACUGGCUAUCCUACCGAUCCUUGACUUCGGCGAUGUAAUUUACAAAAUAGCCUCCAACACUCUACUCAGCAAAUUGGAUGUAGUCUAUCACAGUGCCAUCCGUUUUGUCACCAAAGCCCCAUAUACUACCCACCAUUGUGACCUGUACGCUCUCGUUGGCUGGCCCUCACUACAUAUUUGUCGCCAAACCCACUGGCUCAUCUAUAAAUCACUGCUAGGCAAAUCCCUGCCUUAUCUUAGCUCAUUGGUCACCAUAGCAACACCCACCCGUAGUAUGCGCUCCAGCAGGUAUAUCUCACUGGUCAUCCCCAAAGCCAACACCUCCUUUGGCUGCCAUUCCUUCCAGUUCUUUGCUGCUAAUGACUGGAACGAACUGCAAAAAUCUCUGAAACUGGAGACUCUUAUCUCCCUCACUAACUUUAAGCAUCAGUUGUCAGAGCAGCUUACCGAUCACUGCACCUGUACACAGCCCAUCUGUAAUUAGCCCACCCAACUACCUCAUCCCCAUAUUGUUAUUUAUUUUGCUCAUUUGCACCCCAGUAUCUCUAUUUGCACAUCUUCUUCUGCACAUCUAUCACUCCAGUGUUAAUACUAACAUUGUAAUUAUUUUGCACUAUGGCCUAUUUAUUGCCUUACCUCCAUAACUUACUACAUUUGCACACAGUGUAUAUAUAUUUUCUAUUGUGUUAUUGACUGUAUGUUUUGUUUUAUCCCAUGUGUAACUCUGUGUUGUUGUUGUUUUUAUCGCACUGCUUUGCUUUAUCUUGGCCAGGUCGCAGUUGUAAAUGAGAAAUUGUUCUCACCUGGUUUACCUGGUUAAAUAAAGGUGCAUUUUUUUUUACAAAAAUAAAAAACUGUUAGAAACUCUAACUGCAUAGUAAAUAGUAGUAGCAACUUCUUAUUUUGGCAGGUGGUCCCCACUCUUGUCGUGGUUUUCAGCUCUCCGUUGUAAAUCUGCCACUAGAGCAUAAAACAUCUUGUGAGUUUAUCUUUAUGUUUGUCUGUUCUGAAAGACUCAAACUAAAGACAACUCACCGUGAAAUACCACUGUCUCAGAACGACAUUGCAGUGGGUUGGCUGUAUCGUCACACCAUGAGGCAAUGAACUUAAGGAAUAUAACAGUACAGGACAGGUUAACCCGAAUGUAACCUCACAAAACCAUUAUAGCCCACCAACUGUGAGCCAGUAAAGCCUGGAAAUGAAUAAUGGACAAUUUUAAGUUCCUUGUCUGGGAAAUUCACAGCAGCAUUAAAGCCAGUUGCUUAACUGAAAUAUAUUGUGAAAAAUGUGUGGAAAUAUUGUAAUGUGCCAUUGAGGUAAAGAUGGUGGCCCUGAGCGCCACAGUGCGAUACAGGAAGCCAGUGAUCAUGUCGGUGGCCACUGACUGACUACCGCUGACUACUGUUGUGCUUCUCUGCUAUAUCCAUGGACACACUGCAGCAAAGAUGACUCACAAGCCUCUGACCUUUCUCUUUCAUAAAGGAGUGCCCCCCACCAUCCUCUCUCUCCCUUUGUUCCCCAUGUUGGACAUACAAAGAGAUGGAGUGGCAAGGUUAAAUGAAGGAGUCAUAAUUCCGCAUUGUUGUUUUUGCCUUGAAGACCCCAAAAAAGAUCCUUUCCCCCUCACUCCAGAGAUGGCGUUACUGGUACAUGGUAGGACGGGAAGCACAGGGAGACGUGUACCAGCCGCAGAUGAGGGAAUUCCGUACAUUAUACCCUGCACUUUAAGGUAUGACUGGGGAUUUCCUCCUGAACACAGUGACAGUACAGUCAUCUCAUACCGUAAUAAUUGGGUUUUAUUACAUAGUAUCACACAUGAGCUGUUGGCCACUAGCCCGGACUGCCUGGAACAGCCACAUUCAGACUCCCACUCUUGUUCUCUCACUUGCUUUUGCUUUUGUUCUCUCUCUGUCUCUUUCUCUCUUCCUCUUUAAGCAGAAUCACAUUGAGUUCAGCUGUUUUUUACCCAAAGAUUCAACGUCAUGAGAUAGUUGUUGUAUUACACAAGUGCUUGGCAGCACAGCUGAAACUAUUUUUGUGGGUUUUCAAGAGCACACUGUUUUCCAUGGGGACUAGACACAAAGACAGGGUUUGGAUUAGUUUAAAAACGGUCAAAUUAGCAAUGUUGGAAUUGGUCAUUGUUUGGAGGACUUGUUAGUUCUGUCAGACUCAAUAUUUGCUUUCUGUUUGGCUUGACCACAAACACUUCAGAAUAGAACUUGGAAUCCCAUCAUUUGGGAGCAAAAGUCCUUCCUGGAAAUGUAGCGACCGCAAGUGUUUACACAACACAAUGUCCUGUGCUGUUUCCCCAGCUCUAACCUACAGGUGUAGGAUCUUAAUUUAAGCCAGUUUGCUACAGCAGGAAAAUAAUCCUGCAGCAACAGGAAAUGUGAAUUAUUAUGUUGAUUAUAAUAAAUUGACAUUUUUUUUGUAGGGGUUGAUAAAUGUAUCGUUAGGGCGAAUCAAGUCUGACAUUUUAAAGUAGGAAUUGCAAACUUUAGAAGCCCUUUUAAACCUACACUACAAGUUUGCAUUUCCUUCAAAUUCUCAGCAACAAAAGAGUGAUCAAAUUAAGAUUCUACAUCUGUAACAUAGCAGGCGUAAAUGAAAAGCUGAGCGGGGUCAAAUGACACCGGAAGCAUCUUCUCUGCUUUUCCUCUGAAAACCGGAUGCUGCCAGUUUCUACCGACCCUGCUCAGGGUGCCCCAGCUCUGCACAGAGGGAGGCUAAGGACUUAUGAAUGGGGGUCCCAGAGUAACACCGCCAAUGUCAACUGUUGUUUGAUAACUGGCCCAACACCAGCCAGCAGAGUGAGCUAAAUAUGGCAACACAGAUAGUGGUCGCUCUCUCUGUCUCUGGUUCCAUGUCUGUCCUUUUCUUUAAUGUCUCCUAAUGAGAACCAGGUCUGGGGCCCUCUGAACUGAACCAGCACAACAAGCACAAAUUCUGGCAUUUUCAGGCGUUCCACUGGAGGAAUGCAGCACACAGCUGUUCGCGGGGGGUUGCGGCAGGGGCCUGCUGAGGUCAGCGCUGGGCAGGCAGGUGGGGGUAGGAUGGGAUGGGAGGCUGUGGGUGGAUAGAGACAGGGAAAGGGCAGGGAGUGGGGGGCUUGAUGAGCCUGCCGGGCCCCUGCUGAACCAUCCAUCUGUAGUUUGUUACAGUGCAGACUGGGGGAUACUGUUCUUGGUUCCAUAGUUGCUAUAUUCAUUUUUGGACUUCAUUUUUGGAAUUCAUGAUAUAUACCCAUUGAUUCUUGAAGAAUAUAACUUAGAAAUGCCUCAUGAGCUUAGUUCAAUUGUUGUACCGGAUCAGAACCCCAAAUAUAAGCUUGUUUUACUCCAAUGUUUGUAAACAAUGUAAAUGUAAACAAACACUGUAUAACCUCAAAACAUGGUUAAAACUAUAAUGUUGAUAUCAUGGAUGGCCAGUUCUUGCAUCCAUAGCUCUGUCUAUGAAUUUGAGAGUGGUUGCAUUUCUCUAGGCCCAUCCCUUAGCUUUUUACCAAAACACAGGCGGGGUGGCCGCUUUGUUAUUGUUUCAAUCAAGGAAUCUAGCUUUAAGAGAUGAGUUGCCCUCCAGUAAGGUGGAAGGUCAGGUUGUAGUAUGUAUUGUGUUUGUGUGUGUGAGAGAGACACUUUGUGCCAAAAAGCAAGUGGAACAUAGUGUGGAACAAAAGUGGUGGAGUGGAGUUUUUGAAUGGCAGUAAUCUCAAGAGGCAAGUUCAAUUACAACCAAACAGUAAUACAGUAAUGUAAUAUCAACAGUAGUGUCCCAUGCAUGUCUAACCCAAAACAUCCUGGAGGCAAUUUGUGGACAGUAAAUAAGGCUUUUUAGGGAUAUAUACCAGAAUGUGCAAAGCUGUCAUCAAGGCAAAGGGUGGCUACUUUGAAGAAUCUAAAAUCUAAAAUAUAUUUUGAUUUGUUUAACACUUUUUUGGUUACUACAUAAUUCCAUAUGUGUUAUUUCAUAGUUUUGAUGUCUUCACUAUUAUUCUACAAUGUAGAAAAUUGUAAAAAUAAAGAAAAACCGUUGAAUUAGUUGGUGUGUCCAAACUUUUGACUGGUACUGUAUAUAUAUAUAUAUUGUGAUGUGGUGGUGUUGAAGGAGUCAGGCGCAGGAGGGUAAAUCACAGAAAAACAGGCUUUAAUCCGCAAAAUACAGGUUUACGCAGAACUGCGGCAAACACACUCCAGGGCACAAAACAGGUGCACUGGAAAAUAGAAGGCACACGGGAAAAUACUCCCGUCAAACAAAAUACACAAGCUCCACCGAGCUUCAACUAACCUUCACAACAAACAAUCACCCACAAGGACAAGGGGGCAGAGGGAACACUUAUACAAGGACUAAUUAUGGGAUUAGAACCAGGUGUGUGUGAUAACGAGACAAGACAAUUGUGAUGAUGAUUGGGGCGGCAGUGGUUAGUACUCCGGUGACGACGAACGCCGAAGCCUGCCCGAACAAGGCAGCCUCGGGGAGGCAGCCUCGGCCGAAGUCAUGAUAUAUAUACACCACCGUUCAAAAGUUUGGGCUCACUUGUUUUCGAAAGAAAAGCCAUUUAAGUCCAUUAAAAUAACAUCAAAUUGAUCAGAGAUACAGUGUAGACAUUGUUAAUGUUGUAAAUGGCUAUUGUAGCUGGAAGGCGACUCCGGGAUGCUGACCUAGGCAGUGUUGCAAAGAAAAAGUCCAGUGUCUGUGUUCUUUUGCCCAUCUUAAUCUUUUCUUUUUAUUGGCCAGUCUGAGAUAUGGCUUUUCCUUUGCAACUCUGCCUAGAAGGUCAGCAUCCUGGAGUCGCCUUUUCACUGUUGACGUUGAGACUGGUGUUUUGCGGGUACUAUUUAAUGAAGCUGCCAGUUGAGGACCUGUGAGGCGUCUGUUUCUCAAACUAGACACUCUAAUGUAUCUGUUUGCGCUGUUCUGUGAAGGGAGUAGUACACAGCGUUGUACGAGAUCUUCAGUUUCUUGGCAAUUUCUCGCAUGGAAUAGCCUUCAUUUCUCAGAACAAGAAUAGACUGACGAGUUUCAGGAGAAAGUUAUUUGUUUCUGGACAUUUUGAGCCUGUAAUCGAACCCACAAUUGCUGAUGCUCCAGAUACUCAACUAGUCUCAAGAAGGCCAGUUUUAUUGCUUCUUUAAUCAGCACAACAAUUUUCAGCUGUGCUAACAAUGGUGGUGGCAGCAUCAUGCUGUGGGGAUGUUUUUCAGCGGCAGGGACUGGGAGACUAGUCAGGAUCGAGGGAAAGAUGAACGGAGCAAAGUACAGAGAGAUCCUUAAUGAAAACCUGCUCCAGAGCACUCAGGACCUCAGACUGGGGCGAAGGUUCACCUUCCAACAGGACAACGACCCUAAGCACAAAGCCAAAACAACGCAGGAGUGGCUUCGGGACAAGUCUCUGAAUGUCCUUGAGUGGCCCAGCCAGAGCCCGGACUUGAACCCGAUCUACCAUCUCCGGAGAGACCUGAAAAUAGCUGUGCAGUGAUGCUCUCCAUCCAACCUGACAGAUCUUGAGAGAAUCUGCAGAGAAAAAUGUGAGAAACUCCCCAAAUACAGGUGUGCCAAUCUUGUAGCAUCAUACCCAAGAAGACUUGAGGCUGUAAUCGCUGCCAAAGGUGCUUCAACAAAGAACUGAGUAAAGGGUCUGAAUACUUAUGUAAAUGUGAUAUUUCAUUUAUUUUUUUAUUUGUAAAAACAAUAUUUUAAAAAAUGGUUUUUUGCUUUGUCAUUAUGGGGUAUUGUGUGUAGAUUGAUGAGGGGGAAAAAACAAUUUAAUCCAUUUUAGAAUAAGGCUGUAACGUAACAAAAUGUGGAAAAAGUCAAGGGAUCUGAAUACUGUAUAUAAACAUUAAUGGACAGUUUUCUAGGAAUCUCAGUGUAAAUAAAAAUUUUUUGCACCACCAAAUUCUUCAGGCCUUUGUUUAUGUACAUCAAUCUAUCCAUGUGUAAAUACACACGGGCAAUAACAACUGAGUAAUAUCUACAGAGUAAUAAUAAUGUGUUUGUCUGGAGAUGCUGAUCUCUGAUUAUGUUUCGCAUAAGUAGAAGUAUUAAAGACAGUGGUGUAGUAUACUUCGACCCUAUACUGUAGUACUCUGUCAUACUGAGAGGAAUGUUUUGAACACUUUUAAAACCUUUACCACAUCCCUUCCCCUCCAAAUAACCUUGGACUAUGAAACAAUGAUGUUACAACAUUUUGGAAGGAAGUUGAUAUUGAGUGCCAGCAUUGGCAUGGGCAGUUCAUUCUUAGACAACAGCUGUUCAGACCCCCACAAUGAAACAAAUUGCAACUCUGUGUACUUUUGAGUGUGUAUGCGUGUGUGUGUGAUUUGUGUGUUCACGUGCAUUUGUGUGUGUGAAGGUUUCUGGAGUCCUCCCAGGGAAUUAGCCUUGUUGUGUAAUUCCAUUGUCUUUCUGGAUACACUAUGAUACAAAUAAAAGCUUCCCUGCAGACAUUUGCGCUUAAAGAGAAUACUUUAUAAACGUGUUUGCCUGGAAACCACAUGUUGACAGUACACAAGCUGCUUGGGGAGUAGAGAGUCAAAAGAAGGAAAUCACUUAUGAGACCGUCACACCUCACGGACAGCAGGGAGAAUGACUGUGCUUCCUAUGCUGAGCACCACGAGCAGCACCUAUCAACAGCUUUGUCACGCCCUGGCUCUGGGGACUCUAGUAUGUUGAGCCAGGGUGUGGGUUUUCAUUUGUUUUUCGUUCUAGUUUUGUAGUUCUAUGUUGGCCAGUGUGGUUCUCAAUCAGAGGCAACGUGUAUCAGCUGUUGCUUGUUGUCUCUGAUUGGGGACCAUACUUAAGCAGCCAGUUUUCCCACAGUGUUUGUGGGAUCUUGUUCCUGUGUAGGUUUGUGUUUUUGCACCUUUGGACGUCACGUAUCGAUUUGUUGUUUUUGUUAGUGUAAUCAUUAUUUAAUAAAUAUGUUCACCUUCCACGCUGCGCCUUGGUCCUCUGUAUCCGACGAUCGUGACAGAAGAUCCCACCAACACUGGACCAAGCAGCGUGUCCAGGAGCCAGCGCCAGAGGUAUCGCUAAAGGACAUCAACCUCGACUGGGCCUGGCCCACGGGGAGGAGAGACCCCCAGAACAUUUUUAGGGGGGGGCUCACGCCGUGGACGACGGGGCAGCAGGAGGCCGCGAUAGAGCGGUCCAGCGGGUUUGCAGAGGAGGCCGCCAGGUUAAGGGGGCCACUGGUAACAGAGCAGAGGGAAAGUGUAGAGCACAUGUGUCAAACUCAUUCCACGGAGGGCCGAGUGGCUGCGGGUUUUCACUCCUCCCUUGUCCUUGAUUGAUGAAUUAAGGUCACUAAUUAGUAAGGAACUCCCCACACCUGGUUGUCUAGGGCUUAAUUGAAAGGAAAAACCAAAAACCUGCAGACACUAGGCCCUCCAUGGAAUGAGUUUGACACCCCUGGUGUAGAGGCACGGCGAGAGGUACUGGGGUGUGUUACCAGUCCGGUCCGGCCCAUUCCUGAUCCCUGCGUAGGGCCAGUGGUGUGUGUCCCUAGUACGGUCCGGCCUGUUCCUGAUCCUCGCAUCGAGCCUGUGGUGCGCGUCGUCAGCCCGGCCCGGCCUGUUCCUGCUCCACGCACCAAGCCUAUGGUGCGCAUCGUCAUCCCGGCCCGGCCUGUUCCUGCUCCACGCACCAAGCCUGUGGUGCGCAUCGUCAGCCCGGCGGCCCGGCCUGUUCCUGCUCCACGCACCAAGCCUGUGGUGCGCGUCGUCAGCCCGGCCCGGCCUGUUCCUGCUCCACGCACCAAGCCUAUGGUGCGCAUCGUCAGCCCGGCCCGGCCUGUUCCUGCUCCACGCACCAAGCCUAUGGUGCGCAUCGUCAGCCCGGUUCGGCCUGUUCCUGCUCCCCACACCAAGCCAGUGGUGUGCGUCGUCAGUCCGGCACAGCCUGUGCCUGUUCCACCGGUGCCUGUUCCGGCACCGGUCAGCUGCUCCACGCCGGAGCUAGAGCAAUCCGCUCCACCGGUGUUCAGUCCAGCUCCGGCCAGCAGGGUCAGACCGGACCAGGGGUACUUUGGGGGGUUGGAGAGGGAGUGGGAAUCAUGCCCGGAGCCGGAUCCGCCGCCAAGGCGGAGUGCCCACCCGGUCCCUCCCCUGUGGUGUUUGGUUGGCGCGGCCGGAGUCCGCGCCUUUGGGGGGGGGGGGGGUACUGUCACGCCCUGGCUCUGGGGACUCUAGUAUGUUGAGCCAGGGUGUGAGUUUUCAUUUGUUUUUCGUUCUAGUUUUGUAGUUCUAUGUUGGCCAGUGUGGUUCUCAAUCAGAGGCAACGUGUAUCAGCUGUUGCUUGUUGUCUCUGAUUGGGAACCAUACUUAAGCAGCCAGUUUUCCCACAGUGUUUGUGGGAUCUUGUUCCUGUGUAGGUUUGUGUUUUUGCACCUUUGGACGUCACGUAUCGAUUUGUUGUUUUUGUUCGUGUAAUCAUUAUUUAAUAAAUAUGUUCACCUUCCACGCUGCGCCUUGGUCCUCUGUAUCCGACGAUCGUGACAAGCUUCAGCUGGCCCACCAACAACUGAGAUUUUUAAUCCACCGUUUCAACUUCCCCUUUUGUCCCUCUUUCCUAUAAAUGUAAUAAUAGAAUACAGAGUAUGCAGCAAGGUCAGAGGUCAAUCAAAAAGUCAAUCUGCCCAUAAACUGUAAGUGUGUGUCAGCAUUGUUAUAUAAUGGAGAAAAAGAGGAAGAGAGAGAGUCCCCACCAAACUAGACUGACUGAUUGAGCUGGAGGAAGUACUUGUGGCCAUGUUGCAGGGCUCAUCUGGGUCUGCCCGGUUCUCCCCGGUUCUGACUGGAGUGACCUCUCUGGCUGAGGGGCACAGCUGCUCCCCAUGUCCCCCCUCCCCUUCUCAUCUGCCUCACACCCACUCCUCUCAAACACACUCACAUAACUCAUCACUAUCAGACCAGACCAGACCAGUAUCCUCCAGCACCCUACUCUGCACGGACUGCACCGUAAAGCCCUCCCACCCCUUCACAGCAGAGUAGACCAGCACUAAGUGAAUACACAUGGGUUGUACUCAGGAGAAAACUCCCAAUUCAUUUAUCACCACUGGUUAGUCAGAUUGUAGGCUCCAUAGAGAGAGAGGAACUGGUUGACUGUAAAUGGAGGCAUGGUGUAGUUUGUUGUAUGAGUACUAUGAAGCGCCACUUUGAAAUGUUCAGAGUGUGUUCUUAUAUCCAAUGACUCAGAGUGUUAGCCAAUGUCUGAAUGUGUGUGUGUGUGUGUGUUUCUGUGUUGUACAGGUCAGGUCAUCCUGCCAGCCCCUCUGCUGCUGCCCUCUGGGGACACACACCUUCUCCACACUGGCAAGUCACUCAACCUCACCUGCAGGUAUGAUACACACAUACACACACACACAGAACCAACAGAUUUCAAUGUCAAGUUCCCCAACAGAAAAUGUUUUAACUUAAUCUAUAGUGCCCAUCACAAGGGUCAAGAGUUGUUCCUGACCACACAAGUUUUUCUUGGUCAGGUCAUAUAGACAGAAAAAAAGGGGGGAAUGGCUGUUAAAAUGUGGCAUUCAUUUUGAUGAUAAAGGUAGAGGAAAGAAUCUGAACUCCCUGGCAAGGCUUUCAUCAAAAAUGCAACAGGUUCAUUCCAACCCCCUCCCCUGUUAUUCAUUAGAUCAGGGUCAGUCAGGAGGUGAGCCCUGGUCCUGCUCCAGUUGAUGGCUGUUCUCUGGACUAUCACUGAAGUAAUAAAGGCCCAGGCUCUGAUCUGGCCCCGUUAGACAGCUAGGCCAGGAUAAAGAGAAGAGAGAGUAUAUGAAAAGGAAAGGACUGCAGGAGCAUCAGACCACAGAGGCAGAUAGGCAGUGACUCUCCCAGCCAGGAACCAGUGUGGUCCCCAUUUAUCAAUCUGUUCCAAUUUCCUCCGGGGGGCCGGUGGGACCCCUGUUUGUCUGAAGUGCACACAUUUGUUAAGCGUUUAGAGAGCCUUGCAUCAUUUUCUAGGCAUGCCAGGAAUGCUAACCCCUGUGGCCCUAAUGCAACGCUUCCCUACAAGGUCAUGUGCUAAAGAGGCCCCGGACGAUAACUGUCUAUGGUUUCUGGCCUCUGGAUGAGAGUUUGAAGUUGCUUGACCCCAGGCAAUGUAGGCAGAGGCAGUGGUAUGCAGUGAGACAUGUUUCAAGUUCCACCGGGAUCGCUUUUAAUGGGACCUUAAAAACUGACACUGUUUGGAAAUCAUGUGUUAUUUGAACACAUCAUCCCACAGAUCCCAGCCAUGUUCCCAUGUGAAAGUCCCAGUUAUCAAGAUGACUCCAGAUUAUUGGAACAGCCUUCAAACACUUCCAAAUAAACAUAAUUUGAGAGGUCCUGAGGGGAGGGGCUGGCAACCGGAACAAAAUGGUGUGACACUGGAAAAAUAAAUCCCACAGAAUAAUUACUGCAAACUAUUCACCUCUUUCUUCUUCUGAGAAUAUCCACUAUCAACGUCAAGUCAGGUCAAAGCCAGUAUUUAAGACUGAUUUCAAUGUCAAUUCUAUAUCCAAAUAAUACUGAGAUAGAAUCUUGGGAGCUGGUGCCUGUGCCCUAUAAAUCAGGUGAGAGAAUGAAGUUGUUUGACCUGGUGAUGACAUGCUGACCUGAAGGUGACGACCCAGAGCUCUAGGGGUUGCAGGAGGGUAAUACGAUAUUGAUGAUGCAGGUGGUCUGGCUGACCCUUUCAGACGGACCCUCUUAACUUUGUCGCUUGACUUAGAGGUUGCCCUUAACCACAGAGCUACAAUCAGAUGUCCCUAUCUUCAAUCUAAAUCUUAACCAUUAGGGAUAGUAAAUAAUAUAUCCUCCUGUAUCAGUUCUUAGGGCUAACUUCUGCUGUCUUUAUCAGAGGUGCGGCCCAGCUGCACUGGAGGCUGCCCUGGCGGGACGUCACCUCGGAGGGGGUGCGUGUGGAGGAGUGUGAGCCCCGGGUGAACGGCCACUGCAGUAAGCUACUGGUGAGAAACCUGAGCCCCAACGACACGGGGUUCUACAGCUGCAGGUACGCCCAGCCCUCCGCCGACAUCAGCUCUACCUACGUAUACGUCAAAGGUGAGACCCGCUUUAUACUGUUCAGACAUUGUAACAAUGAUGGUAUAGCAUCUUUCAUACAUACAAUACCGUAUUUGCAGCCCAAAUUGCUUUACAUGUGUACGCUGACAGAGUAGAUCAUCAUUGUUGAGUUCUAUAAUGGCAUCCCAUGAAGUCCAUUGAAAUCCAGCGUGUGAAAAUGGAAAUGAAAAGGAUCUCGCUUUGUGAUUAAAUCAAUUGUUGGAUUCUGUUAACUUUAACGCCAAUAUAUGAGUAUAUGUAGAGAGGGGGGGAGUUUAGUCCAAGCCAGGCAGAAGGAGUUGUGCUUCUAACAGAGAGAGCAAGGCUUUCCUCCGCUGCCCGUCUCCUUCUGGAACAGGGAAGGAGAGUGUGAUUGCAUCGGAAGCCCUGGUCAUUGACUAUUAUUUCCUGCUCCCUCCGGCUUCUGUUUUUCCAGUCAGUCUCUCCUGGAGCCUCUCACGAUACCAGCUAUGGUCUCUCCCAUGUUACAGGCCUAGUCCUCCCUUAAUAACGUGAAUAUUUGGCUCUACUCAGUGAGAGCAAUGCAGGACAACACUAAAUACCUUAAAACAUUGUCAUAGUUGAGAUUGACAUCAGUGUCCCUUUAAAAAUCUUAGUCUUAGUCUGAGGGACUGUGGUGGGGAUACGUCUCAUGGAAUAUCUGGGAAGAGAGAGAUAAGAAUGCCAAGCCUGAUCAAUAACCUUUUCUGGAAGAAACAAACAGUGAGGUCCUUUCUAUCUCUCCAGGACAUAUUUCUAUCCAGGACAUAUUUCUGUCCAAGACACAUUUCUCUCCAGGACAUAUCUUUCUCCAGGACAUAUUUCUGUCCAGGACACAUUUCUCUCCAGGACAUAUUUCUCUCCAAGACAUAUUUCUAUCCAGGACAUAUUUCUGUCCAGGACACAUUUCUCUCCAGGACAUAUUUCUCUCCAGGACAUAUUUCUCUCCAGGACAUAUUUCUGUCCAGGACACAUUUCUCUCCAGGACAUAUUUCUAUCCAGGACAUAUUUCUGUCCAAGACACAUUUCUCUCCAGGACAUAUUUUUCUCCAGGACAUAUUUCUGUCCAGGACACAUUUCUCUCCAGGACAUAUUUCUCUCCAGGACAUAUUUCUCUCCAGGACAUAUUUCUUUCCAGGACACAUUUCUCUCCAGGACAUAUUUCUCUCCAGGACACAUUUCUCUACAGGACAUAUUUCUCUCCAGGACAUAUUUCUGUCUAGGACAUAUUUCUCACCAGGACAUAUUUCUGUCUAGGACAUAUUUCUGUCCAGGACAUAUUUCUCUCCAGGACAUAUUUCUGUCCAGGACAUAUUUCUGUCCAGGACACAUUUCUCUCCAGGACAUAUUUCUGUCCAGCUCCUGUGAUGUGCGUGCACUACUUUUUCUUCAUGUCUGGCCUUCAGAACAGAUGCUGAUAUUCAUGGCCAAAGCAAAAUUGUGCCGCAGAAAAGCACUGGACUCCUUAGAUUGAGUGUGUUCCUACUGAGGUCCUAGUCUGACUCCCUGGCUGUUCUCUCUGCCUCCCCUGGCGAUCUGACAGCCUGGUAGCUAAAUGUUUAGUCUAACCAGGACUCUUUCAAAGCCCUUCAACUGUUUAUUAGAUCAUUUUCCCUGUUUGUUUUUCAAGUACGUGUCCCUUUAUCAUGCCUAAACAGCUCAGCCUGGCACAAAUCACUCAAGUAUUUGUGUAACCACGGUUCCCACAGCAGGUCUGCGAAGGAACAGCCAGUCAGAGAGUCAUUGGAUGCAUACCCUGGUGAGAAACACUGGAGCUGUGAUAGCUAUGAUAGCUCCAUCUCCACGCUGUUUCUUUAUCCAGAGCUGCAUCUAGCAGGAGGAGCAGGAGGGGGUUUGGAGAAGGAGCAGAUCUCACUGGUCUGGAAGAUUCUAUUUGAUCUCUGUGUGAGAUGGAUGGCCUGACAGUACCCUGACUAUGAAAAUAUUCUCCCCUGCUUCACUUUAGGCUGAGGACCACAACAAUAAUGUUGUUAAAUUAAAAGAGAUUAAAAAGGUAUGACCUUAAAUAAUAAUUGUUAUUUUCUGAUUUGUUCUACAGAUAAAAAACAUCCGUUUGUGGAGAACCAUUUCCGCAAUCCAUACACCCUGUUUACCUACAGACAUGAGGCCACCCUAGUGAUUCCCUGUAGAACAACUUCUCCUGACCAGAUCGUCACUCUUGAAGCAGUAAGACUUUUCAUGAUAAUUUAUUUAUGUAUCUUAAAACGUCAUUUGAAAUGGGCAUAUCAUUCACAUUGUCUUUCAAAAGAGAGCAAAUGUUAGCAUUUAUUAUGAGACUUAUCAAUGUUGACCAGUUGUACACGCUUUGAGAUAGUAUGGGCAUGAGAUUGAUUACUUUACCAGAGUGUACCUUGACAUUGUCUGAAAGACGUCACUAAAGUGAAGAUCACAAAGAGACAUGGUAAACAGGCCCUGUGCACCAUGGAUGUCUUAGGAGUUCUCACACCCAUCAAACGGUAAGCCACUCAAGCAUGCGGAAACGGCCGGGAGACAGUGGCCACAGAGAAGGGAGGCUCAGGGGCAGCAGAGGGAGUCAUCCUGUCUGCUUCCUGUUAAGAACAGGAAGGUCCUCCAAGACUGUUUUUCCUUAGAAUAGAAUCUCUCUCUAAAUAUAGAAGACCUCCUGUUUUAAACAUCUUGUCCAGGAAAUGCGGAUCUAAAAAACAAUCCAUAUCCAAUCAGAGGAAACAAUAGGCCGAUGAUGCUCCUGGGGAUAGUUAAGUGGUUUUUAAUACAAUUAUAUCAGGAGGAAAUCUCUCUCUAUGUGACCAAGCUCCUUGUCUUAUUGCAGUAGCCUUUAACACGAGGCGGCACUUCCUAUAAAUCAUGUGCAACAAAAGAGCCACUCUUUUGCAUCAUGUAGCAAAAGAGUGGCGCUUUUGCUACAUGAUGCCACAGCUCAGAGCCGCCAUCCUCAACAAUAGAUGGCUGUGUUUGUAUUCACAGGGUUGAUAUAUAGCUGUGUGUUACAAUGCCUUGGACAUGGACAAACACGUCUUAUUCAGAGGGCAAAGAUAGUGGGUUGUGUGACCUUGCUACUGGAAGAUAUAUGGCAUUUCUCCUUCCUCCCUGCUUCCUUCCUUUCCCUCUCUCUCCUAGCAGCAUAACACUUGGCUGGAGAACAAACAACCGCAGGAGUAGGCCUUGGCCACAUCCAUCCAUUUCUUCCUUUGUUCAAAGUCAACAGUGCUCUGCGCAUCGCUGCGUGGAUAAUUGCGAUGGUUACACUCCAUAAAACUGUAAAAGGGAAUUAGACGUCAGUUCUAACGGGCAGGCAUCGCCAGCUGAGCUCAUUGGAGCGUGGAGUUUCAUACCAAACCCAGUUGCCCACAUCGUAGUGCUUUUAAAGACUGCAGAACUAGAAGCUCCACUAAACAUAUAAGCCCCUUCAUAAACACCUUUCUACCUGUCUCUUCUUUCAGCAGCCACCCUUAUCAGAGAAGAUUGAACAAGGGAAGGAAUGGGACCCCAAAAUGGGCUUCAAGAUCCCAUAUGGCCCUCACGAAUACUAUAGUCUCCUGACCUGUGUCACCAGCGUCAACGGCCAACGGGUCCAGUCCCACUACAUCCCUCUGAGGAAAAGUGAGUCACUUCUCCUUUUCUUAUUGAGCUCUAAGAGAGACAAGUUGAUUCACUGAGUCUUCCCUUCUAACGCUGAUUGCAUAGCUAUCUACCUGAGGAACGUGAAGAUCAACCCAGAACGUAUCAAGCUGUUAGUGGGAGAUAGCCUGGUCCUCAACUGCUCCGCAGAGACCACCUUCAAUGGAAGGAUCAACUUGACUUGGGAAUACCCAAAGAGGAUGGUAAGUUCUAAGUCACUGAACAUCAUUUAAGAUUACUGGUCGAUGAAUCCGCUGUUUCGGGGUUGUUGAUGAGUGCCUUUGCGUCCCCAGGUCAAUCGGAACCCCACCGUCAACAAGACCAGAGAGAAUCCGGCUUCGGUCACCAGGAUGUACAAAGCCAUCACCUUGUCCAACAUCACCAUGGACGACAGGGGCACGUACAGGUGCACGGCUGAGAUAGGGAACUCUGAGAUGGGGAACAAGAAUCAUGCCUCAGCGAAGGUCACCAUCUAUGGUGGGUCAGUGUGUUAGGAACUGGUACUGCGUGAAGGCAAGGUCUCACUGAGCUAAGGCAGAGGCAGACAUAACUCCAUCGUAAGCUUAAUCUUGGGCAACCAUUGUGUGAUCAAGCAUUAAGGCCAGAGAGGGUGUGGUAUAUGGCCAAUAUACCAUGGCUAAGGGCUGUUCAUAUGCACAACGCAACGCGGAGUGCCUGGAUACAGCCCUUAGCCGUGGUAUAUUGGCCAUAUAUCACAAACCCCAGAGGUGCCGUAUUGCUAUUAUAAACUGGUUAUCAAUGUAAUUAGAGCGUUCAAAAUAAAAAAAUUGUCAUACCCGUGGUUUACGGUCUGAUAUACCACGGCUGUCAGUCAAUCAGCAUUCAGUGCUCAAACCACCCAGUUUAUAAUCUCAUUUAUAAUACAUUUAUAGUGUUGUUUUUCAACAGUCGUUUUCAUGCUCUCGCCAUUGGUCUUCUUCUGUGUGAUUUCAGAACAUCCAUACCUGAAUGUGUCCUAUAAGAAUGAACGGGCCAGGAGAGUGGUCUACACAGAAGGUAGAAGCAAGCUGAUGUUUGAACCCAAGGUCAAUGCACUGCCACCACCCAACACUAUGACAUGGUAAGACUGAGUUCAGCUGUUGGGACUAGUCACUGCAUGUAUUGUCAACCCUUGCUGAAUAUAAUGCACUAAACUGGAGCUUACAAGUGUUUGAUUUGGGACGUAGAGUUGCUGAUUUAUUAUCAUCACAACUUUCAUAUCAGUAUGUUACGAUUUGCUGAACAUCUAAAGUAAAUGUGGAUGUAUCCCGUUCCCAGGUAUAAGGAUGGCAUCCCCAUCAACGAGAACUCCACCUGUUACGAGUCUUCAGGCUACAACCUCCUCGUCAAGGACGUGAAGCAGAAGGAUGCCGGGGUCUUCACCAUCGCCCUGGGCAACAAGGAGAGAGGCCUCUACAGGAAUCUCAGCUACACUCUGGUAGUCCGAGGUAAAGCUGAUAUCCCCAUGAUAUCCCGUCCUAUAUCCUGUCCUUUAUCCCUCCAAAUGACUGGCGAUCCUGAGGAAAUGAAGCAAUGCCCUGGACUUUGGGCCUCCGCAUUUCGAACAGCCUCAGUACUUUGGGUUGUACCCCCUGGUUGGUGCAGGGCUGCAGGCAGCAGCCCCUCCAGUAUGACAGGAAUCUGGGGGCUUGUGGGGUUUGUUGUUUCCAGCGGUGGAUUGACGUUGCCGGGCCAGCUGGUGUUGAUUAGCCAGGCUCUUUUUGAAGGGGCUUCGCGGGUUGUGUAAACGACCCUGUCUCUCCACUCUAUCCCCCUCUAGACCUAACCCUUUAUUCACAUCAUGUGAAUGUAGCCUACAGCACCGCUCAUGGAAACAACAGUGUUCUGUACAUGAUAUAGGGCUUUAUGUGUACUCUAUAUAUUUAGCAACGCAUUUGAAACAAAUCUAAUGUAAUGAUUGCCAUGUAAAUAAUGAUGGUCAUUAACACUAGCGGUUAUAAACGUGGUCGGUUAUGUUAUGGGGCUUUGAUAGUGUGUUGGAUGGAGAGUCGGGGAGUGCAAUCUGCUUGCCGUUAAGAACUCUGUUGAGCAACACAUGUGCCACUCAGAUACUACUCCCAAGUUGUCGAUGGGGGCCAAAAGAAUGCAUCGCAAAGUAUUCCAUUCCAUUCCGUUCCCUGCACAUUAUCCAAGAAUCCCCCUGCUGUGCCAAAUUGUAAAGGUCAGCCCCCUUCUCGCCCAUAUAAAUUGUAUUUAUGGUCCCUCACUUUCCCAUUUGCUCCACGCAUCAUUAUUAUUGGAAUGACAAAAAAAAUACACACUCUCACAGACACAAACAAUGGAAGGAGAAAUCAAGGACAUUCCUGGGAACAGUUAUGGAACUAUUUUAGUCAUCGUUCAUCAAGCGUUUGAAGUCCAGCUCCAGUGUUCCAGAUCUCAAAUGGAUUCAGCAGCCGGGGCUUGAACUGAGGACAUUGCUGAGAGAAACCAUGUCACGACUUUGCACACGCACACACACACACACACACACACACACACACACACACACACACACACACACACACACUGACUGACUGGUGGAGAAUGAUUAACUGAUGUGAGCAGAGCAUUCCUCUUGAGGUGGCAUCCAGUCAGAAAGUCUGUCAGUCUGGUGUUGAUUACUGCUGUGCUCUCCCACACUGCUGAUCCACUGACCUGGGACAGGGCAUAGGGCCACAUCUGGCCCAAAGGCAGCUGGGUAGAGACCGGGCCAGGCUCUGAGACACUGACACCCUGAUGUGAUGGACAACCCCAGGGUAUCAGGGCUAUGCAAUCACUCAACCCUUUUCAAGCACUUCACAGCCGACUCUCAGAGGUUAGAAGACAACUGGUGUCCAUGGGACCUUUUCCAUGGUUAUUCAUCACGAUGACAAACCUCUCUCUCAUUAUAAAGACAUUAUUACCGCCAAUAGCCAGGUGUAAAAGUUGAUGCAACAGUGUCUGAUCUCUUUGUCUGUAUGUGUGUGUGUGUGUGUCUCUCCCACAGUGAGGCCUAUGAUCUCAGAAGAGGAGGUGGCCUCGGUGGACCUGCAGCCCUACAUGUUCGGCAAGCAGCACCAGCUAACCUGCACCGCCUUUGGAGUGCCCAUGCCCGUCAUCACGUGGCUCUGGCAACCAUGCCAUCCUGACCCCACCGACAAAGAGUGAGUCACUAACAAAGAGUGUGCCAUCCUAGCCUGUUUAUCCUGGGCAAUCCAAGUGGUUAUAUUAACUAAGUCGUUAACUAAACUGUGAAGACCAUUUUCUUUAUGUUUCACCUACUGUGUCAGUGCCUUUGAACCUUCCAGUAACUUUCAGAAAUUCUGUGUUCUGCACUUCUUGUUUUAAGUUUUCACAAUGUUCCUUCAUUGGUAAUGUACUUCAAUUUGUUCUGUUGUUUACUGUAAACCAUAAGAAUAUGUUAGAGCUGCGUAGGAUCAAUAUCCUGCACAACCAUAAGGCACCACUUCCAGGAAACAAAGCGUUCAAUUCAGAACUGUGAUGAAGUCGUAUAUUUUUUCUCGAACACCCAGUCUAUGAAUCAAAAUGUUCUGAGUCACCAGGACCAUCUGACUACAGUUUGGAAUGAGAAACUACCGGAUCACGGGGAGGGUCAUGUGUUCUCUCAUCCUGAGGUCAUUGCGCAGUUCUAGUUAUAUCUGUAACAUAGAGUGGGUGUUCUGAGUUUAUUGGUUUGGUUCUUGGAAGUGCAAUACAUUCAUACUUCUACGUAUCUUCCAUAUGUCCACACAGACCCUGAGAUUUAUUGUCCUAUCUCUGGUCUGUAUGAAUGGACAUGAUUGGUGAAGCAGACCAGCAUUGUCCCUGCCAGUGCACAUCCUGGUUAUGUUUUGGAUGCGUGUUUAGGUUUGUUAACCCUCUGCGGGGUCGGUACCAAGCGGAUGCAUCCAGUUUUUAGGUGAAAUGGAAAGAGAGCCUUUUACGCGACUUCUGCUAAUGGAUGUUAACAAGGCGACACUCCAUCUUAACUCCUCCUCCACAUUUACUGGAUUGGUUCAACAGUGCAGAAGAGAACCUCCCCCGGCAGUCUAUCUUUUACGCCUGCUAUGUUACAUUCGGGUUUGUUGAUGCUGAGCUCAGCUGUCAUAGUAUUGGAACUGAAUCAUACACACACACACACGCAGUCUGUGAGUCUGGAGUCCAGAACCACCGGGCUAGCCCGAGGCUCCCUCUCCAAAAACAGGCCUGCAUCUAUUUAAUUGACUCUGUCCCAAAAUACAGACAUUUAUCAAAGAAAUGCAGCCCCGGAGAAUUCCCCACUCGUUUGUGGCCAGUGGCUCUUUGGGCAGGGAGAGAUAAUAUAUUAGUCUCAGACUCCCCAAGCUUUUAUAGAGCUGAACGGGACAGAAUGUGUGGUAUGGGCGUGAAUGUCGACCUGCUAGGGAACCUUCAUAAACAACAUGAACAAUUUAUAAGACAGUUCGUAUUUGAUUAAUGAUGGUCGGCCCCACCUAUGUGAAGCUAGCCACAAUAGGGAUUACCCACAAUAGUGGCAUUUGCGGUUCGCCUUCAAAGUAAAAGUCCCUCUUUGAAAGUGAAGCGAAUGGAUAUAGAUAGUGGAAUCAUGCCAUAUUUAGACUAGAUAAUGCUAAACAAGGUUGGAGUGUUGGUAUGUGGAGCAAUGGAAUUGGUUAUCAGUCUACUCAGUGACAUCCACAGAACACAACUGUGAAGAGUUUGCACAAAUAUUAGUGUCUUAGCUCUUAUUGCGGGACUUUGACUGUGGGAAGUCACCUCUCUAGUCACCCUACUGUGAGUAUUGACAUUCAUAUUGCACUGUACAGUCUUACAUAAGGAUUGGGGGUCAAUGAAAUGGGGUAUUGUCAGUGAAAUGGGGUAUCAGUCUACUCGGUACCCAAGUGCUCCUCCUCAGAGUUCUCAGACUCCAAAACAUCCACGUUGUAUUGUUUUUCCUCUGGAAUAGUGUUCAAUACACAUAGUAGGUUGACUGGUACAAUAAAUGUUGGUCAUUUCACAGGGGUUUCAGAGUCCUGCAAUCAGAGCUACAAUGCUAAUAUUUGUGUAAUCUCUUCGCAGUUGUGUUCUGUGGGUAUCACUGAUGGUACCCCAUGUCAUUGAUCCACAAUCCAUUGGUAAGGCUGUACAGUGGAUUACAAUGGCGCCCGGAGGGGAUGGCUGCCGUUUUAUGGGCUCUUAACCAACUGUGCUAUUUUGUUUUUGUUUUCGCAUUGUUUGUAACUUAUUUUGUACAUAAUGUUGCUGCUACCGUCUCUUAUGACCGAAAGAGCUUCUGGACAUCAGAAUACCUUGAACUGGACUAAUAAUUUUUCUUUAAUGAGUCAGACAAGAGGGAUUUUCUCCAGACACCCGACAGGGCCCUCAUCCCCGUCAUUCGCAGUAGAAAGAGACAGAGAUAUCGCGGAAGGAGAUCGGGGUGCCUGGUAAGGAGCCGGCGACGAGUGGUUAAUCUGCCUUUGCCAUCAGUACUAUUGGCCAACGUACAAUCGCUUGCUAAUAAAGUGGACAAACUACAAGCACGUAUAUCCUACCAACGGGACAUUAAAAACUGUAAUGUUUCACCGAGUCGUGGCUGAACGACGACAUGAAUAACAUACAGCUGGCGGGUUAUACACUGUAUCGGCAGGAUAAAACAGCAUCUGUUAAGACAAGGGGUGGAGGUCUAUGUAUAUUUGUAAACAACAGCUGGUGCACGAUAUCUAAGGAAGUCUCAAGGUUUUGCUGAGGUAGAGUAUCUCAUGAUAAGUUGUAGACCACACUAUCUACCAAGAGAGGUUUCAUCUAUAUUCUUCAUAGCUGUCUAUUUACCACCACAAACCGAUGCUGGCACUAAGACCACACUCAAUGAGCUGUAUACGGCCAUAAGCAAACAGGAAAACGCUCAUCCAGAGGCGGUGCUCCUAGUGGCCGGGGACUUUAAUGCAGGAAAACUUAAAUCAGUUUUACCUCAUUUCUACCAGCAUGUUAAAUUUGCACCCAGAGGGAAAAAAACUCUAGACCACCUUUACUCCACACACAGAGACGCGAACAAAGCUCUCCCUCGCCCUCCAUUUGGCAAAUCUGACCAUAAUUCUAUCCUCCUGAUUCCUGCUUACAAGCAAAAACUAAAGCAGGAAGCACCAGUGACUCGGUCAGUAAAAAAGUGGUCAGAUGAAGCAGAUGCUAAAUAUUUAUAGAGCUGAACGGGACAGAGCGUGUGGUGGGCGGCUAGUGAACCUUCAUAAACAACAUGAACAUUCCCUGAGAGCCAGAGCUGCCAGACCCCCGUCAGUGACAGCAGGGGUCCUUUCUGAGGCGUAAGAUCAGGCAAACAAUGGGCCAUUACCGCGGGGUUAUCAGGUGUUGGUUAUCAGGACCCAACACCGCUAGAAAAACACGGCUCGGGACAGCCUCACACUGGAGGGCCUAAAUUAUGUUACACUGCAGGCGCUGUAACUUGACAAAGGUUUCUGUUAAUUAUCCAUCAUUAUUGGUUAAAAAAACCACUCCUGGUUGCCAAAUUUGUGACAGAAAUUAUGGUGGAGGGUCAAGCUGUGUCAAAGUGCCCCAUUUCUGAAGCCCUAAAGAUAAUCAGCUCUGGCACUGGAAAAAGUGGCUCAUAAACGUUUGAAGCUGAAAAGGGCCUGUUUUUUCAACAGCUAAUGAGGGAGGUGCAUCAAACAGAGAUUUCAGCUCAGGCCAUCCACAGCCUGGUUGGAGGCAGAUUGAGCCAAAUGUUUGACAGUUCAGACCCCCUUCAAGGACUUGUCACGGCAAAUUGACUACUUACCAUUUCAGGAUCAGACCUCGUAUAAAUCACAGUCCCCUUGUGGUUGGGGAAGCGUAACGUCUCAGAUAGCAGUUGGGGGCAAAAGAAAAAGGGAUGGGAGAGGUGAAGGAGGCAGGAAGGGUUCUUUCGUUAUCAGCAGCAGGGUAAGAAGGUAUCAGCUGUCCCUUUUUUGACCAACCAAGGUCUGGGGAUUAGCCUUAUCUCCUCUAGUCAGGGAGUGAGGGGGUUUCCUGUGUGAGGUAACGCAUAGCACGGCCCUUCCUGUCACGCUGCCAUUUCCUCCUGCCUCCCAGCCUGCCUGGCCUGGCUGCCUCACUCCUCAUCAGCCUGAUUGUUCCCCUCAGUAGGCAGGAGGAAAGCGAGGAGAGGAGGAGAGGCUGGCUGGUUUUUGUCUGGUUUAACAAGCCUAGGCAGCCUGGGAUAUAGCCCGCCCUAAAAGGCCACACAAAAGCUAUGAUGUUAGUCAGAGCCUCAUAAGGCUAAAUGCCUGCCCGUUCAGAGCGACACAUUGUCAAACUGUUUGGACCGCAUUCGCUGGUCCAUAGUGUCAUUUCUGGUUCCAAUUAAUGAAAUAUAGGAAAGGAUGACAUGUCCACACGGCAUUCUGCUCUAGUAGUCUCCUGUUUUGUCCACUGUUCUGUACUAAUUUUCUAAACUGACUUUAUACGUUAGGUAACCUGCAGCCUUUUCAUCUAGUUCAGUAAUCACUGGUUUCCUCUUUCCCAUAGGUGUACCCUUUACACUGAGCCAAUCCCAGUUCAAAUGGACGAUAAGGGGAACUACUCACACAACUGGAUUGAGAGCAUAGACAACAAAACUGAACUGGUGAAAGGAAAGAACAAGGUAUGCUUAUAGUAUAGUUUUGUUCUCAUUAGAUUUGUUAUAGACUCAGAGAAACUGACACUUCUUAACGUUGCACAACAUAGAACAAUGAUUCAUGCAUGUGUUCUUGUCAUAUAUGAUGCAUGUUUGAUACUGAGCAGAAAUGUCCAUGACAAAAGAGUGCUUUGUGUUGGGCAAUACAACAAUUACUUCAAGAUUUAUAUGAAAAAGGGAUCUAGAUGAAAUGUCCGGAUAGAGAGAGAGAGCACUCUGAGAGAUUAACACUGAAGUGGGAUUCCCUAUGAUCGUUCUCUUUGAGACGCCAACAUCUGAAAACAAUAAAUCUACAUCUUCAUAAUCCGCCUUAAUAUUUCACUGUUUUAGAAUGAUUCAUUCUAUCUGCAUCAAUAUAGACUUAUGUAACUGUAGCCAAAAGUUAAUGAAGGAACAUCAAUAUGCAUUUAUAAUUGUUUUAUUUUAUUGUAGCCUUUAUUUUUAGUCAUACUGAGACCAAGGUUUUUUUUUUACAGAUGAGCCCUGAAUUACAUACAGUGCAUUCGGAAAGUAUUCAGACCCCUUCCCUUUUUCCACAUUUUGUUAUGUUACAGCCUUAUUCUAAAAUGGACUAAAUAAAAAUGUUCCUCAUCAAUCUACACACAAUAUCCCAUAAUGACAAAGCGAAAACAGGUUCUUAGAAAUGUUUGCAAAUGUAUUAAAAAUAAAGAAACCGUAUUCAGACCCUUUGCUAUGAGUCUUGAAAUUGAGCUCAGGUGCAUCCUGUUUUCAUUUAUCAUUCUUGAGUUGUUUCUACAACUUGAUUGGAGUCCACCUAUGGUAAAUUAAAUUGAUUGGAGAUGAUUUGGAAAGGCAGACGCCUGUCUAUAUAAGGUCGCUCAGUUGACAGUGCAUGUCAAAGCAAAAACCAAGCCAUGAGGUCAAAGGAAUUGUCCGUAGAGCUCCGAGACAGGAUUGUGUCGAGGCACAUGAUCUGGGGAAGGGUACCAAAACAUUUAUGCAGCAUUGAAGGUCCGCAAGAACACACUGGCCUCCAUCAUUCUUAAAUGGAAGAAGUUUGGAAUCACCAAGACUCUUACUAGAGCUGGCCGCCUGGCCAAACUGAGUAAUUGGGGAGAAGGGCCUUGGUCAGGGAGGUGACCAAGAACCCAAUGGUCACUCUGACAGAGCUCCAGAGUUCCUCUGGGGAGAUGGGAGAACCUUCCAGAAGGACAACCAUCUCUGCAGCACUCCACCAAUCAGGCCUUUACGGUAGAGUGGCCAGACAGAAGCCACUCCCCAGUAAAAGGCAAAUGACAGCCCGCUUUGAGUUUGACAAAAGGCACCUAAAGGACUCUCAGACCAUGAGAAACAAGAUUCUCUGGUCUGAUGAAACCAAGAUUGAACUCUUCACCAUCCCUACGGUGAAGCAUGUUGGUGGCAGCAUCAUGCUGUGGGGAUGUUUUUCAGCGGCAGGGACUGGGAGACUAGUCAGGAUCGAGGGAAAGAUGAACGGAGCAAAGUACAGAGAGAUCCUUGAUGAAAACCUACUCCAGAGCACUCAGGACCUCAGAAUGGGGCAAAGGUUCACCUUCCAACAGGACAACGACCCUAAGCACACAGGCAAGACAAUGCAGGAGUGGCUUCGGGACAAGUCUCUGAAUGUCCUUGAGUGGCCCAACCAGAGCCCGGACUUGAACCUGAUCAAACAUCUCCGGAGAUACCUGAAAAUAGCUGUGCAGUGACACUCCCCAUAUCCAACCUGACAGAGCUUGAGACGAUCUGCAGAGAAGAAUGGGAGAAACUCCCCAAAUACAGGUGUGCCAAGCUUGUAGCGUCAUACCCAAGAAGACUUGAGGCUGUAAUCGCUGCCAAAGGUGCUUCAACAAAGUACUGAGUAAAGGGUCUGAAUAUUUUUGUAAAUAUAUAUAUAUAGAUAUUUUUAUACAUUUGCAAAAAUGUCUAAAAACCAUUUUUUUCUUUGUAAUUAUGGGGUAUUGUGUGUAGAUUGAUGGGGGGGGGGGGGCAAUUUAAUACAUUUUAGAUUAAGGCUGUAACAUAACAAAAUGUGGAAAAAGUCAAGAUAUCUGAAUACUUUCCGAAUGCACUGUAAAUGACAGAAAAUAGACAAAUCAAUAUAAAUACAAAAUGCAAGCCGAAAGAAAAACACGGUCAUAAAAAACAAACACAUUCAUCAGUAGUAAGGUCCUCAAUUACUUUCUGAAUUGCCCUAGAUGCACCAAAACAUCAAAUUUAAGAAUGUUUUGAAGAUUGUUCCACAAAUAAUGUGCAAGAAAACUAAAAGCUGAUUUACUUAACACAGUAGAGACCAAAGGAAUUUCCAGAGUUAGCCAUUGCUGAGACCAGGUGUGGUAACUUGUAUGUUUAAAGUUUAGUAAUGAUGUUAGGUACAGUGGGAGUUUUUGUAAAAUGGCUUUAUAAAUGAAAACAUAGAAAUGUAUCAACCUACGUGACAUCAAAGAGGGCCAACCAACUUUCUGGUAGGAACGUCGACUGAAUAAUCUGCUUUCUACUAUUUAGCGAGAGGCAGGACCUAUUUCUAUAGAAGAAGCCCAUUUUUAUUCUCAGCUUCUUAACUAACUCAUCAGUCUGCUUUUUAAAAGACAGCUUUUUAUUUAUCUAGAUGCCCAGAUAUUUGUAAGCACGGACACGAUCAAUAUGGACACCAUCCAAAGUACAUAUGCUUAAAUCAUCAGUUAUUUUAUGCGCACUAGAGAACAACAUAUACUUAGUUUUACCUGCGUUCAAUACUAAUUUCAGGUCAAUUAUGUUUUCUGUAAUACAAUGGAGGCAGACUGUAGUUCAGAUAGAGCCUGGUCAACCGAGGGGGCAAUAGCAUACACAACAGUAUCAUCGGCAUACAAGUGCAGGUUACCAUUUUUUACUGACAAGUCGAUAUUGUUAAUGUAAACAGUAAAAAGUACAGGACCCAGAAUCGACCCCUGCGGGAACACCUUUCGUAAUAUCCAGGAAACCUAAUUUAACACCAUCAUUAGAUACACAUUGAAUUCUUUCUGUCAAGUAAUUUUUAAACCAGUUACAUGCAGCCUGGUCUAGGCCAAUUAAGGAAAGCCUCUGAAUUAGCAGUGAGGGAUCAAUAGUAUCGAAAGCCUUUCAAAUGAAAUCCAAAUAAAAUCAGAUUUUAUUGGUCACAUACACAUAUUUAGCAGAUUUUAUUGCGGGUGUAGCGAAAUGCUUGUGUUCCUAGCUCCAACAGGUCAAUGAAGAGGGCAGCACAAUGUUGCCUUUCAUCCAUACAGUUAACCACAUCAUUUAUAACUAGGGAUGCAGCAGAUAUAGUGCUAUGAUCUGGUCUAAAACCUGACAUGUACAUUUAGAAUGCAUUUCAAAGAUAAGGAUGAUCUUAGCUGAGAAUUAAUCAAGGAUUCUAAUAUUUUAGCUAGGCAAGAAAGUUUAGAAAUAGGGCACAAGGGUCAAUAGUGAAAUAAUGACAUAUAGUACAGUACAGUACAUCGUAAAUACAGUUAAUUUAUACAUUGUUGUAUAAAUACAGUAUGUACAGGGGGAAAGCAAUAUAUGGUAAAGGACAUUUGCUGUAUGUCAGUAGGCAUAUUUAUGACAAGGAAUCCCACUUUAUUGUUUAUGCUGCCGUAACUGCCAGGUAUUUAUAAGCAACUCACCAGUCUUUUCAUAUACAGUCAGCAACAAACAGACUGUCAAAUCUGUCAUGAUUUGCUUUUGAUUAAAAGAAGCCCCUUAGCCUUCAAUUACAGUCAAAGCAAGUCGAGCGCCAGAACUGCCAUGAUGAAAAAGCAUUUUGGCUUUCUUCAGGGCUGCUCUCGGGAAUCGUUCAUUCAUCUGCCCUUUAACUGACAGACACUGUUCAUUUCACCCUGCUGGAGUGAAAAACACCCUCAGACGAAACGCAGGUCCUUGGAUCUAAAGAAGCUAGGCCUGAAGCUCCAGCCAAGGCUCUGCGUGCUCUGCCAGAGAGAAGCGUUUAUUCUGACAUCACUGGAUCAUUAUCUGUUGGAUCACUGAGGGCUGUGGAGCUCCGUGUAGAUAGCACCAUACAGCCAUACGGCUCGAGCCAUGCGUGUGCAGACAGCGGAGAUUGGCCUUUUAUAGGUUCCCUCCUAACUCCACUGACCUGUGAAGAUCAGCUGUAACAUACUGGAAAUAUUGAAACGAAGUUUGGAAAUUUGAAUAAUAUGUUAUUGUCAUUGUUUUUGUCAUAUAUCUGUAUUAUUACGGUAUAACUAAAAAUGGCCCACAUCUUGGCAUGCAUUCCCAAAGCUGAACAUUGCAGCACAUGUCCUAGGGGAGCUUGUUACCAAAACCAUUCACCCCAAACGUAAUUAGGUGCAGGCCUCAACUGCUUUCCCCAAAAGCCUAUCGGAUUAGUUGAAAGACAGCCGUUCCAACACACUGGGUCAAAUUGGGGCAUAAAUCCAGCCAGCAUAUAAAUAUUUCAACAGCACAAGCAAGCCAACCAGUGAAGAAAAUACUGGUAAUUAGUCGUUACCCCAACACAUAUGCUGGUGUAGUAAACUUUUAUUAAAUGGUAUUUCUCCUGCUUUCCCCUAAAGGGAGAUUUAUGAAGGCGUUUCCCCCCUCUGAUGAUGCAUGGUUGAUGGCAUUUAGAAUCAUACUAAUAGUAUACAUACACACGUAGUAAUAGAGAGCUUAGGCCUCAUUCACUUCCAACACUACCAAUCUCUGAUUGACAUAAAUAGGGAGGCAGUCCUUAUUUACAAGCGCUUGCGGCCCAAACACUGGUGCUUUAUAGGGGUGAGGACUAAGGGUCAGUGAUAACAAGCGGCGGUUUAAAAGAGAGGGAUUUGUUGGGAGUGAAUUCCUCUCUGUCACCCCGCAUAAAUCUCUGUGCCCCGUGAACGAGAGGAAAGUGUUGGUCAGGGCUGCAGGGCUGCAGGGCUGCAGGGCUGGCCUCAGAGGGUCACAGUGCAUCUGGUCAAGUCACCACUUAGGGACAGAGUGCACUUGCUGAAACAACUGUUUUCCAGCUCAAGUUACAUCAUCAUUAGUAAUGGCCGUAACGCAACACCACACAACAACUCCAUCAAAACACCUGACUAAUGUCAUAGCAACUCAGGGUAGACAACGUAACACAACUUUUAACAACUUUAGCUAGCUUUUCCAUCCAAACAUGUUUACACAGUGCACAAUAUGAGCUGGAACAUUAAAAACGUAUUGAAAUGUGUCACAAACAGUCCAGUCUCAUGACCAAAGCCCUGUUUCUGAGUGUCAGAGGACAAUGCCGCUAGAAACCCAGGAAGUUGACACCACCUAGACAAUACAGCCACAGCAUUCAGCACCUUUGAUGUAGCUGCUCUGAAAACAGAUGUCGUUCUGAACACAAAACAGAACCCCAUGCGAUCUGGCCCCUUGCCCAAAUCUUACUCACUAUUAUGUCUACUAAGCCGUUAAAUGGGUUCCACUCCAAUGGUGAUAGAAUCUAGUGUGGCAUUGUAAAUGCUCUUCAGGAAAUGACAUGGAGGGCCAGGCGCUCCUUCUGUGGACCGGUGCUGCUAGGAGAGACGCGGCGGUUUUGAAAAAGUCCAGAUGUAUCCUUACGUUAAUGUGAACCACUCGAGAGAAUGAAAUGGGCAAAUAACCACACAGGUGUUGAUGGAAAGUCUUCUGAGGUAUAAUGAAGCCAACCAGAACAUUUUUCAUUAACCCUUAUUUAUACAGGUUAGUCUCAUUGAGAUCAAAUCUAUUUAGCAGGAAAUACAUGUACACCAGAUAGGUACAACAUUCGCUGGCAGUACUGUAGAUCUAAUGAUUGGCUUAUUCUCUCUCCUCCAUAGACUGUGAGUACGCUAGUGGUGGGGGCAGCUAACGUCUCGGGGAUCUACUCCUGCGCGGCCCAGAACGAACUUGGCACCCGCACACUGAGAACCCUUUUCUAUGUGGAUGGUAAGUGGGUCAACCUAAUACUACACAACGUCCCCCACGUUGGUUGAAAGAACAACAUUGGAGAUUUUUUAUACAGCAUAAGGCAAAAUGCUCAGAUGGUUUUUAUUUUUACAGGCCAGGCAUACAGUAUAACUGUAACAUACAUGACAUUUUGUUUCCAAUGACUUACACAUAUGCACUGUAAUGAAUCGCGAGGCAAUCGCUAGAAUGCACAGAUUGUAUUGUGCAUUAAAGAGAGCUGCUCUGGUGGACAUUAAUUGAAACCAUCUUCCUCUGGAGCAGGCAGGCUUCAGCACCGAACUGAAGAGGCAAACAUGUCCUGAGCCAAAUGGUACAGUCUAACAGCGCCAGUUUAAAACCAGCUCUCAGCGCACACUGUAGCGCCGGCAGGUCAUUCUUCUUCUUCUAGGAGCCUGCUGCUGCGUGAAUCACUUUUUAUAUGCAUCUGAACAGUUCCAAAUGUUCAUGAAAUGAAAAUUCCAUCUAGUCCAGUUGUCUCAUGACAAGAGAAAUCAGCAGCAGUCAUCACCUUUUUUCCCUCAAAAAUUAAAAACGAUUUGAAGUUGAAAGCUGAUUGAUGAUAGUUUGGAAUUGGGAAUGGUGGUGACGCUGUGAUUGGGGACACUGCUGAUGAUGCCAAACUCUGAGGAUCCGGAUGAGAAUAAGAUCAUUUCCAGGAAGAAGCGCUGCAAUGCACCACCAUUCCUGAGGUGGAGGUGACUGAGAGUGCUGGAUUGCUGCUGAAAAAGAGGACGGCGGAAUUGUAAUAACAGCUGUCUUCUUUUAUGGAACACAGAAUGCAUUCCAGCGCCGUCUGGCUCCCCUGAGGCCCGGCCCCCGGCCUGAUUCCUAAUGGACAGCUGUAGGCCGCCCAUCAGCAUUGCUCGCCGCACACUGCCAACGUGCUUCCAAUUAACAAAGUGAUGAAACAGUAAAUAACUGCAAAUUUGAAAUUCCUGGCAUGGUGAUGUGCAGCUUGAUGUUUUAGAGAUGUUCUUUCCCAGAAUAGGACAGCUUCAAUCAGCUGGCUAUCUCAUGCUACGUGUCUUAUCUCCCUGAGUGAGAGGAGAGGGUUGCUGUAACAUAGAUGCUCUUGUAACCCACCUACAUACUGGACAAUGUGUUCAUGUAUUGUAUACUCUAACCAAUACUUAUGCAUGAUAGUUUUCCUAGGUACCCAAAUGGGGUGUUCCCCCCAAAAAGAUGACCUGAUGUGUUUUUCCCCUCUCUCCCACCAGAUCACCCUCAGCACCUGUCCAUCGAGCCCCAGACUGCCAUCGAGGGUGAUGACGUCACUCUGACUUGCCGCGGCACUCGGUACCUGUACACAGACCUGCAGUGGUACAACCCUCAAAACUACACCGUCACCACCGCCAACGUCACGGCCCUGCAGCUCAGCCCCUACUCUAUCUCUCGCUCCCUCUCCCUGCACAACGUAUCCAGGAGUCACACAGCAGGCUACCAGUGCUGGGCGCGUAACCUCCACAGCAAGACAGUCAUAGUCCAGACUGUGCUGACUGUGGAUGGUGAGUAGGAGACAGGAGGAGCAUUGCCUGCUGGGUGAUCAAUGAGGUCUAUCAGAACAGUAAUUGCUGCACCACUGUCAUGUCAUACGGGUGUUGCCCAACUCUUUCUAAGAAUAAUAUGGUUGUAUUACAUUGCAUUUCGGUAAAAGGUGCCUGUUCCUGGAUAUAAUCACACUCAAGAUUAUGCAACCCAGUCGAGAGAUGAGUUUGUCUGAGAAAGUCUUGAAAAGCAGAGUGAUCUAAUUCAGACAUGUUUUUGUGGUUGACGCAGAGAGGAAGAGGCCGUGGCUGAGACAGAACCUGACCAAUCAGGAUGUAAACAGCAGCAGUACUCUGACUAUGGCCUGCUACGCCCUGGGAGUGCCGCCACCCUACAUCACCUGGUACAAAGACAACCUACCAGUACAAGAGGGUCCAGGUGAGAACUGCUGGAAAUGACUCGUGAUUAGGGGCCCUGAGGUUUCCAUGGUCAGGCCCUACUGUAUUUUUCAAACAUAUUAGUAAUUUUCUCCAAAACUCUGCAAAUAGCACUGCUGGGUGAUCUGAAAAAUCAUAGUCAAUCGAUCAACAAUAUAAUAAUACUCUUAGCAAAUUUACAAUCUGAAGAAACUAUGAGAAUAGAAAGGUUCAGAACUUUUGUGAAACAUCCCAGCACAGUUAUAAAUCAAUUAUAAAUCAAAACUGGAUGGUCUUCAGAGAUAGAUGGGAGGGGUUGUCCAUUAGUUUACUCCAGUUAGGGGAGGAGGGGUGGUAGGGUUAGGAAAAUAUAAUAGAGAAGGAAAAUAUAUUUUUUUAAAUACAUAUUUUAAAUAACAUAUAUAUUUAUAAUAUAUUUAUAUAUAUAUAUAUGGGGGAUUAGAAAUGAUGCAGACAAUUACAUUGAUAGAAGCCACAAUCUAUCUGCAAAAUUAAAGUUGAUCUCCAUAGAAUCUGAGCUGUAGACUUCAUGCUAUGUUCCAGGUAUUACUCUGGGGGACGAUGGGGUGCUGACGAUCGAGAGAGUGAAGAAAGAUGAUGAGGGCUUGUACGAGUGUCUGGCCAGCAACAAUGAGGGGAGUGUGAAAGCCAGCGCCGUCGUCACUGUCGUGGGUGAGUCACUUACCUCUUUAUUUCCGUCAUAAUGCUCUUCAUGAUAAUCCAUGUCAUGCUGGUAGCGAAACACAAUGAAUCUAACUACAGUACAUUAACCACAACAGUGACCAAACACACCAUGAACUCAACCAGCACAGCCACAGCCGGACCACUUCUUUACUGCAUGACCAAUCACAGCUCUUGGCCAAACUGGGCUAUGUUUUCUUGUCACCAGUACAAAUAGCUCUGGCCAGACUUCAAUAUGAAAACUCUCCACGGAGAGAGAAGCCAAGAGGCUGCCAAGAAUACCCAGCGAAUUCCUCCGCUGGGUUUUAUGACGGGGGCUCAUGGAGCUCUGAGGUCCCCACCCAUGGGACGUGACCUGCAAGGAGUGUGUGAAGAGUUCCCACUAAUGACUGUGGGCAUGGCCAGGAGAGAAGUCCUCUCGUUAAAGAACCAUGGGACUGGAAACAUGAUGACACAGACUGGGAGGGAGGGGGGAGGAGGAGAGGGGUGGGGGUGGGGGGGGGGGGGGGGGGGGGGGGGACAAGGUCAUGCGACGGUAUUCUGACAACUAGCCCUGGCACCAGACAUGAAUUCCUGUUCCCCUAAAAAAUGUCAAAUUUCCCUCAACGUCCAACCCCAGUGUCAGCACAAUCCAUUACAUUACUAGAAGAAAAUGUCCAAAAUUAGGCAUUACUCUAUCAAAACUAUUUGACAAAUUCCUAAAGCUUUAUGAACGUGAGCUGGCUAGGACAGUGAAUGUUGAGAUGGAUAGUUAAGAAAAGAGCUUAAUGUGCAACAACGUGGGAUGCAUAGCCCGAACAAACUAGGAAUAAACAAUGGAGGGUUUACCAUUUGUCUGUUGUGUAUAUCCCUCAUUAUAUUUGUUGUCAGUUAUCAUUUCUUAUUCAUUUGUCAAGAAGCAUAUAAAACACCCAAGGCAACAACAGUUAACAAACGGUUCCUGUGGUCUCCUUCCAGGUGAUGAGGGGAAGGCCAACAUUGAGGUGAUCGUCCUGGUGUGUACAGGAGCUGCUGCCACCUUCCUCUGGCUCAUGCUCAUCCUCUUCAUCCGCAAGCUGAGGAAGGUAACGAGAUCUCCCUGCAAUCACAGCUAGUUCUCUAGUGUCUCUCACACUUCUUGACUGUGAAGACAUUAGAGAGUGUAAACUGUUAGGAUACUGCACUGAGCACUUUGCUCACCAUUAUUCUUUUGUUACUUAGUUAAUUGUACAAUAGAACCACAGUGUGAUGGAUGAUUUGAAGGAGUCAGGCGCAGGAGGGUAAAUCAUCAGAAAAACAGGAUUUAUUCCGGAAUACAGAGUUACGCAGUAAAGCGUCAAAACAGUCCAGGCGCACUGGAACCAACAAGGCACACAGGGAAAAUAACCCGGCGAUACAAAAUAAAGGAGCUCCACCGAGCUUCACUAUCCUCACAAUAAACAAUCACACACAAAGACAAGGAGGCAGAGGGAACACUUAUACAGGUACUGAUGAGGGGAUGUGAACCAGGUGUGUGUAAUAAACAAGACAAAACCAAUGGAAUGAUGAGAUGAGGAGCGGUAGUGACUAGAAGGCCGGUGACGAUGAACGCCGAAGCCUGCCCGAACAAGGAGAGGAGGCCAUUUAAAAAUAUAUUUUUUGUAACAAUGUGCAGACAGCAUGCUCUUCUCAAGACCUAUUCAAACACCCACGCUACAUUUUUUUAGGUUUUUGUAUGUGAGUUUCAGGAGUAAAAAGCAAUCUCGUUAUACUAAUUCCACGAACUGCCAUCACUGAGUCAUGUCUCUUGCGAAAUGCAUUUCACUUUAUAUUAUUUUUUCCACAUUUCCUGACAUUGGAGAAGUGCUGAGCUCAUGCUUGUGUGUGUACUGUAUGUCGAGAAAGAAUAGGUUCAGAGACAGCUUCUAUUUCCCAGCAAGAAGACUACUGAAUAGCUCAUUAAUGGCUACCUACCAACGGACUAUCUGCACUGACUCUAUCCACACACUCACACACACUUACACUGUCACUCUCGCGCACAUACACACACACAAACACAUACACACACAUACACACACACACAUACUGACGCCACAGACACUCACACUUUCACACACACUCACCCUCAUGGACAAGUACAAACAGUCCAGCUAUGCCCUCAGUAAGGCAAUCAAACAGGCAAAACGUCAGUACAGAGACAAAGUGGAGUCGCAAUUCAACAGCUCAGACAUGAGACGUAUGUGGCUACAGGGUCUACAGACAAUCACGGAUUAUAAAGGGAAAGCUAGCCACAUCGCGGACACCGAUGCCUCGCUCCCGGACAAGCUAAACACCUUCUUCGCCCGCUUCGAGGAAAAACUUGAUUUGAUUUUGAUUUGACUAAAUGACUAUUGCCCAUAGAACUCACUUUUGUCAUCAUGAAGUGCUUUGAGAGGCUAGUUAAGGAUCAUAUCACCUCUGAGUCUCCAACUCAAUGAUCAAGUUUGCAGACAACACAACAGUGGUAGGCCUAAUUACCAACAACAACGAGACCCUGGCGGAGUGGUGCCAGGAAAAUAACCUCUCCUUCAACGUCAACAAAACGAAGGAGCUAAUCGUGGACUUCAGGAGAAAGAAGAAGGAGCACACCCUCAUCCACAUCGACGGGGCCGCAUUGGAAAGUGUGAAAGGUUCCUCGGCAUGCAUAUCACUGACAACCUGAAAUGGUCCACCCACACAGACAGUGUGGUGAAGAAGGCGCAACAGCGCCUCUUCAACCUCAGGUAACUGAAUACAUUUGGUUUGGCCCCUAAGACCCUCACAAACUUCUACAGAUGCACAAUUGAGAGCAUCCUGCCGGGCUGUAUCACCGCCUGGUAUGGCAACUGCACUGUCCGCAACCGCAGUGCUCUCCAGAGGGUGGUGCGGUCUGUCCAAUUCAUCACCAGGGCACACUGCCUGCCCUCCAGGACAUCUACAGCACCCGUUUUCACAGUAAGGCCAAAAAUAUCAAGGACCUCAGCCACCCAAACCACGGCCUAUUCACCUGCUACCAUCUAGAAGGCGGAGACAGUACAGGUGUAUCACAGCUGGGACCGAGAGACUGAAAAACAGCUUCUAUCUCCAGGCCAUCAGAAUGUUAAAUAGUCACCACUAGCCAGCUUCCGCCCAGUACCCUGCCCUGAACUCACUAGCCGGCUACCACCCGGUACUCUACCCUGCACCUUAGAGGCUGCUGCCCUAUGUACAUAGUCACUGAACACUGGUCAAUUUAAUAAUGUUUACAUACUGUUUUACCCACUUUAUAUGUAAAUACUGUAUUCUAGUAAAGGUUCAUCCUAUAUAACUACUAUAUAACUACUGCUGUACCCACCUUUUCUAUUCAUAUACUGUCCAUACUGUCUAUACACACCAUCCUAUACAUACAGUACCAGUCAAAAGUUUGGACACACCUACUCAUUCAAGGGUUUUUCUUUAUUUUUACUGUUUUCUACAUUGUAGAAUAAUAGUGAAGACAUCAAAACUAUGAAAUAACACAUAUGGAAUCAUGUAGUAACCAAAAAAGUGUUAAACAAAUCAAAAUGGUAUAUUCUUCAAUGUAGACACCCUUUGCCUUGAUGACAGCUUUGCACACUCUUGGCAUUCUCUCAACCAGCUUCACCUGGAAUGCUUUUCCAACAGUCUUGAAGGAGUUCCCACAUAUGCUGAGCACUUGUUGGCUGCUUUUCCUUCACUCUGCGGUCCAACUCAUCCAAAACCAUCUCAAUUGGGUUGAGGUUGGGUGAUUGUGGCGGCCAGGUCAUCUGAUGCAGCAGUCCAUCACUCUCCUUCUUGGUCAAUAGCCCUUACACAGCCUGGAGGUGUGUUGGGUCAUUAUCCUGUUGAAAAACGAAUGAUAGUCCCACUAAGCUCAAACCAGAUGAGAUGGCGUAUCGCUGCAGAAUGCUGUGGUAGCCAUGCUGGUUAAGUGUGCCUUGAAUUCUAAAUAAAUCACCAUCAGUGUCACCAGCAAAGCACCCCCACACCAUCACACCUCCUCCUCCAUGCUUCACAGUGGGAACCACACAUGCGGAGAUCAUCCGUUCACCUACUCUGCGUCUCACAAAGACAUGGCAGUUGGAACCAAAAAUCUCAAAUUUGGACUCAUCAGACCAAAGGACAGAUUUUCACUGGUCUAAUGCCCAUUGCUCGUGUUUCUUGGCCCAAGCAAGUCUCUUCUUAUUAUUGGUGUCCUUUAGUAGUGGUUUCUUUGCAGCAAUUCGACCAUGAAGGCCUGAUUCACGCAGUCUCCUCUGAACAGUUGAUGUUGAGAUGUGUCUGUUACUUGAACUCUGAAGCAUUUAUUUGGGCUGCAAUCUGAGGUGCAGUUAACUCUAACUGUCCCUGUAGCUCAGUUGGUAGAGCAUGGCGCUUGCAACGCCAGGGUUGUGGGUUCGUUUCCCACGGGGGGCCAGUAUGAAAAUGUAUGCACUCACUAACUGUAAGUCACUCUGGAUAAGAGCGUCUGCUAAAUGACUAAAAUCUACUGCCCUGUUGGAGCUAGAAACAUAAGCAUUUUGCUGCACCUGCAAAAUAUGUGUACGCGACCAAUGCAAUUUGAUUUGACACACAUGCACACAAAUAUUCACCAUAUAAUGUUAGUGCUACUAUUUAUUAUUAUUUAUCCUGCUGGAACUAUGUACCCCUACUUACAUGUACAUAAUACCUUAACUACCACCAUGUCCCUGCACAUUGAUAUGGAACUGGCCUUGUACUGUAUAAAGCUUACAUUCUUGUGUGUUUUAUUUUGCUUUUUUUUUUAUUUUAUCUUACCUAGUGCUGAUUCUGUGCUUUUUUUAAAGAUCCUAUUUUGGAAUAAAACAUUUUGGGGAAGCAUUUCGCUGAAUGGUUUACACCUGUUGUAUUCUGUGCAUGUGACAAAUAAACGUUGAUUUGAUUUGAAUAGUGUCCGUAAUAGUAUAUUGAUGUUACAGUGAUAGUAGAGCAUGUGCUCUUGUCCUUUAGUUAACAUACUUACUGCACAUGCGCUCCAUCACCAUUAUAUUAUAUAACAUUACAUUAUAUUCUAUUCUCCCCCCCUCCCCUUCCAGCCUGCAGACUACAAGAUGGGUCCAUCCAUCAUCAUCGACCCAGACGAGUGUCCUCUGGACGAGCAGUGUGAACGCCUGCAGUAUGACGGCAGCAAGUGGGAGUUUCCCCGAGACCGCCUCAGACUGGGUGAGUUCCUUACUUCACCAUACAACACUAGUACAGUCUAAGAAGUCACUCACCAUGACGACGCUGUGACUCAAUGGCCUAUACGCACCAUGAAGGGGCACCUACUGUAAGUGCAUUUACUUGUCCACCCUACACUUCACAUCCACAGGUUUUCAUUUUGAUGACUGUGUGACCCUGUUUGCCCAUUACAUAGAAAUAUAGUGCCAGAGAGGAUGGUAUGUGGCAGAGGUGUCGCCUCCCUGUAAAGAGGGUGUAGCGUCGUUACUCAUCAGCGACCCUCCGCUGUCGCCUGGUCUUAACGACACUAUAAAUCCCCUGGAGGAGCGCUUCAAGGGCCCAGUGUUCAGAACCUCAGCAGGUUGUUUUAAUUACCCAUAAUUCCCCUGAUAGAGAACCCAACCGGAUUUACUACUCCCCAUUGGCCAGCCACUCUCAUGUAGACCUAUUGAAACCCACUGGCCCCGCUCUCUCUCUCUCUCUCUCUCUCUCUCUCUCUCUCUCUCUCUCUCUCUCUCUCUCUCUCUCUCUCUCUCGCUCUCGCUCUCGCUCUCGCUCUCGCUCUCUGUUCCAGGCAAAACUCUGGGCCAUGGAGCCUUCGGGAAAGUGGUAGAGGCCUCUGCUUUUGGGAUUGACAAGCUCUCGACCUGCAAGACUGUGGCCGUCAAAAUGCUGAAAGGUAUGGAAGAAACAUUAUUAUCAAGACUUUAAUAUGAGCAUUUUAUAUAUGCUAAUUUGCAGUACUCUCAUGUGCACUUCUGUUAAAAAACCAUGUUGAAAAGUCAUACAGGUUGUUUUCCCCAUAGCUUCCUUUCGCUCACACCUAGUGGAAAUGGUACUGAUAAAGGUGCUCCUCGCCAAAUACAGAUAUAAACACAAUAUCCAUUGUUCUGGGUGUAACAGAUGUAAAACAGCCAUCUGUCAUUUCAGCAGACGAUUUGGUUUCUCGUGCAUGAUAUGAAUUCAAAAGCCGUGCUAGCACAUGUGCAUGUAAUUAACAGUUGCGCACAGGGUAUUGGUUCAAAGUAGACAUGCGAUGGCUGCUUCUCACACAGACUGUUUGUCUUGAGCGAGACUAAAACCUUGGUGUCCCUGAUGAGGAUGACAGUCUGCAGAUAUGACAGGAAUCAGGAUAGCAUUCCACCUGGUGUUAGAGAUUGAAAAGUUUAAAAGUGUACAAAAAAUAAAAGACUAAGAAAAAAGUUGUAAAAUAAAGGUUAGAAAAAUAAAAAGGCUUAUUAAUAAUUGUAACCCAGAUGCUUUUGAGAGACACAAACAAUUGGAAACAAUGACGUGGUCAAACUAACUUUCCUCCUGGUUCUGUUGUGAUAUUCAACUCUAACUCCAUGGAUGGAUGCUGAUGGUGUUUACAUUUACAUUUAAGUCAUUUAGCAGACCCUCUUAUCCAGAGCGACUUACAAAUUGGUGCAUUCAACUUAGGAUAACCAUUGGGGCAACCACCUUUUUUUAAAAAUUUUUUAUGGGGGGUGGGGGAAGAAGGAUUACUUUAUACUAUUCCAGGUAUUCCUUAAAGAGGUAGGGCUUUCAAGUGUCUCCGGAAGGUGGUCAGUGACUCCGCUAUCCUGGCGUCGUGGGGGAGCUUGUUCCACCAUUGGGGUGCCAGAGCAGCGAAUAGCUUUGACUGGACUGAGCGGGAACUGUGCUUCCGUAGAGGUAGGGGAGCUAGCAGGCCAGAGGUGGAUGAACGUAGUGCCCUUGUUUGGGUGUAGGGUCUGAUCAGAGCCUGAAGGUAAGGAGGUGCUGUUCCCCUCACAGCUGCGUAGGCAAGCACCAUGGUCUUGUAGUAGAUGCGAGCCUAAACUGGAAGCCAGUGGAGUGUGCUGAGGAGCGGGGUGACAUGAGAGAACUUGGGAAGGUUGAACACCAGACGCGCUGCAGCGUUCUGGAUAAGUUGUAGGGGUUUAAUGGCACAGGCAGAGAGCCCAGCCAACAGCGAGUUGCAGUAAUCCAGACGGGAGAUGACAAGUGCCUGGAUUAGGACCUGUGCCGCCUUCUGUGUAAGGUAGGGUCGUACUCUGCGAAUGUUGUAGAGCAUGAACCUGCAGGAUCGGGUCACCGCUUUGGUGUUAGCGGAGAACGACAGGGUGUUGUUCAGGGUCACGCCAAGGUUUUUUGCACUCUGGCAGGAGGACACAAUGGAGUUGUCAACCGUGAUGGCGAGAUCAUGGAGCGGGCAGUCCUUCCCCGGGAGGAAGAGCAGCUCCAUCUUGCCGAGGUUCAGCUUGAGGUGGUGAUCCGACAUCCACACUAAUAUGUCUGUCAGACAUGCAGAGAUGCGAUUCGCAACCUGAUUAUCAGAAGGGGGAAAGGAGAAAAUGAAUUGUGUGUCGUCUGUGUAGCAAUGAUAGGAGAGACCAUGUGGGGAUAUGACAGAGCCAAGUGACUUGGUGUAUAGAGAGAAUAGGAGAGGGCCUAGAACUGAGCCCUGGGGGACACCAGUGGUGAGAGCACAUGGUGCGAAGACAGAUUCUCGCCAUGCCAACUGGUAGGAGCGACCUGUCAGGUAGGACGCAAUCCAAGAGUGAGCAGCGCCGGAGAUGCCCAACUCGGAGAGAGUGGAGAGGAGGAUCUGAUGGUUCACAGUAUCAAUGGCAGCAGAUAGGUCUAGAAGGAUAAGAGCAGAGGAGAGAGAGUUAGCUUUAGCAGUGCAGAGAGCCUCCGUGACACAGAGAAGAGCAGUCUCAGUUGAAUGACCAGUCUUGAAACCUGACUGGUUUGGAUCAAGAAGGUAAUUCUGAGAGAGAUAGCAGGAGAGUUGGCUAGAGAUGGCACGCUCAAGAGUUUUGGAGAGAAAAGAAAGAAGGGAUACUGGUCUGUAGUUGUUGACAUCGGAGGGAUCGAGUGUAGGUUUUUUGAGGAGGGGUGCAACUCUCGCUCUCUUGAAGACGGAAGGGACAUAGCCAGCGGUCAAGGAUGAGUUGAUGAGCGAGGUGAGGUAAGGGAGAAGGUCUCCGGAAAUGGUCUGGAGAAGAGAGGAGGGGAUAGGGUCAAGCGGGCAGGUUGUUGGGCGCCCGGCCGUCACAAGUCGCAAGAUUUCAUCUGGAGAGAGAGGGGAGAAAGAAGUCAAAGCAUAGGGUAGGGCAGUGUGAGCAGGACCAGCAGUGUCAUUUGACUUAAUAAAUGAGGAUCGGAUGUCAUCAACCUUCUUUUCAAAAUGGCUGACGAAGUCAUCCACAGAGAGGGAGGAGGGAGGGGGAGGAGGAGGAGGUUUCAGCAGGGAGGAGAAGGUGAUAAAGAGCUUCCUAGGGUUAGAGGCAGAGGCUUGAAAUUUAGAGUGGUAGAAAUUGGCUUUAGCAGCAGAAACAGAGGAAGAAAAUGUAGAGAGGAGGGAGUGAAAAGCUGACAGGUCUGCAGGGAGUCUAGUUUUCCUCCAUUUCCGCUCGGCUGCCCGGAGCCCUGUUCUGUGAGCUCGCAAUGAGUCGUCAAGUCACGGAGCAGGAGGGGAGGACCGAGCCGGCCGGGAGGAUAGGGGACAUAGAGAGUCAAAAGAUGCAGAAAGGGAAGAGAGUUGAGGAGGCAGAAUCAGGAGAUCGGAGGGAGAAGGAUUUAGCAGAGGGAAGAGAUGAUAAGAUGGAAGAGGAGAGAGAGCCAAGGUUGCGACGGCACGUUACCAUCUGAGUAGGGGCAUAUUGAAUGGUGUUGGAGGAGAGCGAGAUUGAAAAGGAUACAAAGUAGUGGUCGGAGACUUGGAGGGGAGUUGCAGUGAGAUUAGUAGAAGAACAGCAUCUAGUAAAGAUGAGGUCAAGCGUAUUGCCUGCCUUGUGAGUAGGGGAGGACGGUGAGAGGGUGAGGUCAAAAGAGGAAAGGAGUGGAAAGAAGGAGGCAGAGAGAAAUGAGUCAAAGGCAGACGUAGGGAGGUUAAAGUCACCCAGAACUGUGAGUGGUGAGCCAUCCUCAGAAAAGGAACUUAUCAAGGCGUCAAGCUCAUUGAUGAACUCUCCAAGGGAACCUGGAGGGCGAUAAAUGAUAAGGAUGUUAAGCUUGAAUGGGCUAGUGACUGUGACAGCAUGGAAUUCAAAUGAGGAGAUAGACAGAUGGGUCAGGGGGAAAAGAGAGAAUGUCCACUUGGGAGAGAUGAGGAUUCCUGUGCCACCGCCACGCUGACCAGAUGCUCUCGGGGUAUGCGAGAACACAUGAUCAGACGAGGAAAGAGCAGUAGGAGUAGCAAUGUUUUCUGUGGUAAUCCAUGUUUCCGUCAGCGCCAAGAAAUUGAGGGACUGGAGGGUAGCAUAGGCUGAGAUGAACUCUGCCUUAUUGGCCGCUGAACGGCAGUUCCAGAGGCUGCCGGAGACCUGGAACUCCACGUGGGUCGUGCGCGCAGGGACCACCAGAUUAGAGUGGCAGCAGCCACGCGGUGUGAAGCGUUUGUAUGGCCUGUGCAGAGAGGAGAGAACAGGGAUAGACAGACACAUAGUUGACAGGCUACAGAAAAGGCUACAAUAAUGCAAAAGAGAUCUGAAUAAAAUUAACUAAACAUCUGGGGAAGCGAGAGAGCGGGGCCUCCCUCACUUACCUUUCACUGAAACACUCAAAUAUAACUCUCCCAACUUCCACUUUAGAAAUUAUAAUUGUUGUAAACUACAGUGGUUCAGUGUUUCCUAGGAAUAGACUCUAACUUAGUUUAGUCAGCUAGCUAACUUGGUACAGUAUUUUUCUGUGAAAACCGCCCAGGGCACCGUAUCCUAUGACGCCAUAGCUAACUAGCAUGCUAGCAUCCAAUAACACAUGGUUUAGCACCAAUACUUUGUUGCAACAAACUACCAAUAGUGUGUUAACACACUAAACAGAUAAUUAAUGUCCGUGUCUAGUUCCUUUCAUAACGCAGAAUAGAUAGAUCUAGCUACAUGGGGAUGAUAAAUCAGGCCAUUUGUUAGAUAUUUCCGUCAGUGUCACCGCAUUAAUCAUCCCUUUCCAUUAAUCAUAGAGGAACCAAGCUCACCAGGUUGGCUGCUGCUCCGCUGCUCUACUGCUCUACUCCAGGCCCCCCAGGUCAAACAUAAUGAAAAGCAGCUGACUUCCCUAAACUGACCCUCUGUGCAGUGUGGUUUGAGACUCACUGUCAGUCAGCUCCAGCUUCCAGAGCAGGCUGGGACCACUGUGAUGAGCCAACAUAAGACAGAGCAGAAGUACAGUCCCACAAUUCAGCUCCCAAGUUCUCCAUUCAUUAUUUAAAUGCAAGUAAUUGAUUCAUUGUUUAAAACCUUUUACUGCAGUGGGCUAAAUCAGGGUCACACAGAGGGUUUCUUGGUAGUCUUAAACAAAUAAAGUAAACACCUCACACACAUGGUUAUGGGCUUAAAAAAAGAAGACACCUGUACCAUGUCAGAUAUAGCGUUGAAAUGUAUUCAAUUUUGAGUUUGCAUUCCAAUAUUACACUUUAUAUACAUCACAAAAGACUGAAAUAUAACAAAACCGUUUGACAUAGAAACACCGGAUUUUCUGCGUUUUUUGUUAAGUAAUGUUUAUUAAUUAUGAAAUUAUGAAAAAUAUUAAUAACAUUCCACCCAUGAGGCCACUAGAGGGCGAGUUGGUCUUUUUUUUUUGGCCAUUUGGUUAUCGGAAGUUCUCCAUUCAUUUUUUAAUUCAAGUCAUUGAUUCAUUAUUUAAAUCGACCAAAAUCCCUGUUAGAGUAAAGCACAUCCAGGGAGUCAGUGAUGGCUAAGAGCAAGAUUAUUUUGUUCAGUCAAUGUUUUCAUUCUGUUUAUCAGUUAGGGACAUUAUUGUUACCAUUGCUAACUCCAACCACCUGUGUCCAGAUAAGCUUUUCAGAUAAUGAAAGAGAGAGACAUUACCCAGGCACAUUGGACGCAUUAGGCUGCCACCCAACAUUGACUAGUUGAUAUUCCACAGUCUUUGAGAUCAAUGUAGGUUUAGUUAUGGGACCGUUAAUCUUUGCGUCGAUGCCCCCCCACCCCCCAAAUGGAUGAGUCACUUUGAUGGUGUUUAGUUUACGUGGUUAAGAAAAACCCUCCCUCUGACCUCAUAGUGUUCCUGACCCAGAUAUCUAUCUGCCUCUUAUAUGAUGUGUAGAUUAGCUAUACAACUGAGAAACAAAACAGCAUUUUCUAUUCUGGGAAAUAAUAAUGUUACUGUCAUAUUUACUCUCCAUGUGUGCUGCAGUGUUUAUUGUGAUGUAAUGUAUGGCUGUGCUUUGGGUUGUGCCCUCGUGUAUGCGAGAAUCUAAUUUAAUGUGAGAGAAGGCUGUUGUUUAUGUUUUAAGUUAUAUAUAUUCCCAUGUUGACUUAAUUUAUUUCCCGCUGUCCAUCUUUGCAUACCAUCUUAACCUUGCACAUUGAAUGUUCUCAUGUAGAUUAUCUUAUUCUUGCCCAUCUAAAAUCUCCUCCACAUGCGUAAAUAUCUGUUCUUUAUUUUCCAUCUAUACUGUUUGGUUUCCAGAUGUCCAUGAACAUACAUCAGUUGGAGUAAUCGUAAACAAAGAUAAAGAACUUAUAUGACAUUUUAAUUUAAAGUCAAAAAUACAUCCACGCUUUUGUGGAGUUGUAUGAAACAGGAUCCCCGCAAUAGGACAUGUAUAUUUAAUAGUCUGUGUGUUUGUGUUGAAACAGGAGGAGCUACGACAAAUGAGCGCAAGGCUCUGAUGUCGGAGCUGAAGAUCCUGAUCCACAUUGGUCAUCAUCUGAACGUGGUCAACCUGCUGGGAGCCUGCACCAAGCCUGGAGGUGAGAGAGGGAGGACAUUGUUAACUCUAUGGUUAAACCUAGUCUCACUGUAUGACUUGCAUACAAUUUGUGAAGUAAAUUUAUAAAUUGAUGGAAUCUCAGAGAAAAUCCUGUUUUUACUGUUUGAGUCAUUACUUGUUUGGAAUUUUCUUUCUUCUCAGGUCCAUUGAUGAUGAUAGUGGAGUACUGCAAAUAUGGAAACUUGUCAAACUACUUGAGAAGCAAGAGGGCUGAUUUCAUCGUUUAUAAGGUAAAUCAGCAGCUUUCAGAAAUCCUGCAUCAAAUCAAAAGACUUCAUUAUUUAGUCUACUUAGCCAUCAAACCUUCAUGAUUCAGUACAUUUCUCAACCUAAUAGGAAAACCCCAGAUUGUCAGAAGAACCGUUUUCUAACUUGACUCAAGGUUUGCAUCUGUAUUUUUGAUCUGAUGUGUGUCUCGUAUGUCAGAGCCAGGACGGUAAGGUGGUGACGUCGGGGUCAGGCUGUGACCUGAGCGAGCUCAUCAAGCGGCGCCUGGAGAGCGUGGCCAGCACCGGAAGCUCGGCCAGCUCCGGCUUCGUGGAAGAUAAGAGCUACUGCGACUCAGAGGAAGAGGAGGAAGGUAAACUAAAGGAGCCAACAGCGUCUUACUUCCCCUCCCACCUCCACCCACCACUCCCUCUCCCCUCUUCCCUCCCACCUCCACCCACUCUCCCCUCCCCCCUGAUUGUUUUCUUCCCUGGGCCUGAUGGGACAUUUCCUCCUCCUGUUCAUUAAUUCAAUCGAUAGGACAGGAACCCCAGGCUGACACCCACUGGGCCUGAAGGAGAAGGAGGAGUGGAGGAGGAGGCCUCUGUUGACAUCCUCCUCUGUCCUGACUGUUUGCCUGCUGCUGGCCCGUCGGCCAUUUUAAAUAUAAUCUAUAUAUAACCAUAUAAAUUAAUGGUAAAUAAUGUAUUGUGUCAUUUUGGAGUCACUUUUGUUGUAAAUAAGAAUAGAAUAUGUUUCUAAAAACUUCUACAUUAAUGUAAAUGCGACCAUGAUUACGGAUAGUCCUGAAUGAAUCGUGAAUAAUGGUGAGUGAGAAAGUUACAGACGCACAAAUAUCAUACCCCCAAGACAUGCUAACCUCUCACCAUUACAAUAACAGGGGAGGUUAGCAUUUUUGGGGGGUAUGAUAUUUAUGCCUCUGUAAUUUUCUCACUCACCAUUAUUCACGAUUCAUUCAGGAUUAUCCGUAAUAAUGGUAGCAUCCACAUUAAUGUAGAAGUGUUUAGAAACAUAGUAUAUUCUUAUUUACAACAAAAGUGACUCCAAAAUGACACCAUACAUUAUUUACCAUGAAUUUCAAUUGGGCACAAAAUAAUCUGAAACACAACCAAAACAAACUGCAAAUGCAUAAAAAAUGGUAAAGUCACAAGCUUGAUGUAAUAAUUGCGUGCUAGGAAUAUGGAACCAAAUGUUUAACUUUACUUUAAUACACAUAUAGGUGGAUUUGUCCCAAUACCUUUGAUCCCUUAAAAUGGGAGGACUAUGUACAAAAAGUGCUGUAAUUUCUAAACGGUUCACCCAAUAUGGAUAAAAAAUACCAUCAAAUAAAAGCUGACAGUCUGCACUUCAACCUCACAUUUGGAGCUCACUGUACGUGUUACACCGUACUGAAUCAUGUUUAUGAAAAUAGUUAAUAUUCAUUACCACUUUAUGUUCCGUUUUACCCUCAGAGCCAGAGGAUCUGUACAAGAGAGUGCUGACAAUGGAAGAUUUGAUUUGCUACAGUUUCCAAGUUGCAAAAGGCAUGGAGUUCCUGGCUUCACGCAAGGUAUGCACCUCCUCCAGGCAAAUGACUGUUUCAAAAUCAAUUUGUUUGCAAAGGUAGUCUGGUGACACACAUCUUGGGUCUUAAACUAAUACCAGUUUAUAAAACCUUAUUCAGUCCAGUUGACUUUAGAUUUAAUAAAAGGCUGUCGUUUUUUGACAGCUGGGGAAGUUGUUUUGUUCAAAUUUUUUAUUCAUAGAACACAAUGUUCCUUGCGAGUCUAUUGGCUAUAAUCAGUCUAAAACUCAUUCAGAUUUAAAGGUCCGUCACAAGCUCUGAGAGAGUGGAUGGUACUAAUUAGUGAACCCAUUGUUGUAAAUAUUAGAGAGAAGGCCUUAACCUGGAUAUGGAACACUUCGCAUCAGAAUACCAUUGAUGACUGUUCCAUAUGGUUGUCUUAGCUGACAUGCACGGGGCCAUGAGAGUUUCCUUAAAGGUCACAUGGUCAGGAAAUAGUCCUAGCCAUGCUUUAUCACAUUAGGCUGAAUCGUAACUUGAGAUAUGUCCACAUAACUCAAGCUUUCAUGUAAAGUCAUGCAUAGAUGUCAAGCCUAAUCAUAUUGUAUGUUUUUUCUUCUUUUCAUUAGUGUAUUCAUCGUGAUCUGGCUGCAAGAAACAUCCUACUUUCUGAGAAUAAUGUUGUGAAGAUAUGCGAUUUUGGACUGGCCAGAGACAUCUACAAAGACCCAGACUACGUUCGCAAAGGAGAUGUAAGUAUAAACAGCAAUCUGAUAUUGUUUACAAUGCUAUACUGUACUACUAUUAAUCUGACAUAAUAAGUACAUGAUAUGUGAUGAAACGCACCAAUGACUUGAUGUAGAUUACCACCUGUUGUGUGAGAGAGACAUUCAAAAACACUCAGCUUGAUGGAAAAGGACCAUAACAGUGUUCUGUUACUACCGACUUGGCAAAAACAGAAGAGAGAUUGAAUAAAUGCAGUAGUUCUGGGAAAUGCCAGAUAUUGUGGGCAGAUUUCAGUGUUUGUCUGAAUAUUGAAUAAACGUGUCUGUCUGCAUAGACUAGAGGAUGUUUGGUUGUUGAGGAUGUUUGGUAGAGCUACGCCACGAGGGCAUGUAUUACUUUACUCAACAAGCCCUUCUGCUUCUCCUCAGAUGGGACAGGUUGGUUAUUAAUGGUAUUGAUGAGACAGCCAGUCACACAGGUGAGAUGAGAUACCGAUUUAAAAGAGCUUUCGUCUCUUAUCUCCAUCUCUCCCCCUCACAGGCCAGACUGCCCCUCAAGUGGAUGGCGCCAGAGGCCAUUUUUGACAAGGUCUACACCACUCAGAGCGAUGUGUGGUCCUUUGGAGUCCUGAUGUGGGAGAUCUUCUCUCUGGGUAAAUAUACAUACCUUUAGUCCUAACCAGGAAGUGCCUUGUAGUCCCUCAGACACAUGCAUACAAACACACAAUAACAUACGCACUAUACACACACGUACACAUAGAUUUUGUGUUGUAGAUAUGUGGUAGUAGAGUAGGGGCCUGAGGGAACACACUUAAUGUGUUGUGAAAUCUGUUGUGAAUGUAUUGUAAUGUUUUUUUAAAUUGUAUAACUGCGUUAAUUAUGCUGGAUCCCAGGAAGAGUAGCUGCUGCCUAGGCAGGAACUAAUGGUGAUCCAUAAUAAAUACAAAUACCUAACCUGACCUUCCCAUUAGCAGAAUGAAUUAGCAGAAAUUAACAAACAUCUGUGCACAUUUCAGAACGCAGCCAUUUGGAACAAUACAGACUUAUUCAAUGCGGAUUUCUUCUGUUGUGUAGGUCCUGAAUCUCAUUACAUUUUACAUUUUAGUCAUUUAGCAGACGCUCUUAUCCAGAGCGAUCUCAUCUACAAGGACUAUUGUUUUAGGAUUGUUAAUGAAAGUACAAACAUGGACUGCCCUGUAAUGGAUUUCUAUCAGAGAAUUCUUAUUAUGCUAAUUAUGUUUUAGUUAUUUCUCAGUAAACAUUUUACUGCUUAUAAAUAGUUUUGAUCAAAUAGUAACAAAAUAGUUUGAAAAAACGAUUGUCUGUAUAAUUAUUUGCACACAUAAUCGUACAAUUUUGCACACAGCGUGCAGUAUUCCUUCCAAAUGAGGGAGAGGUUUCUUUCUGUCAUCAGCCAGCGAUGUUCAGUGAGGAGACUAGUCUCCUGUCAGCUAGCCAGGCGAGGCAAGGUGCCCCCAGCCAUGCAGCUCCUCCAGAUGCACUGGGUCAUAACUGUCUUCUGCUACUGUGUAAUUGUGCCUCUGGGACAAAACGGGGCUGCAUUGUCAGCUUGAGAAAACUAUUUUCAUGCUGCUCCUGCAAAAACAUUUGUGAACUUCGACUGUGAAUUUUAUCACAGGCAAGGGCCAUUAAAAAGAAAGAAUACCUCCCAUUUAAACCGGCCGUUGCCUUCCCAGCUGGCAAUGCAAACGCUGUGUAACCAAGCAGCCGAUCAAUGUAAAUGUUUGCCCCUGCUGUGAAACCACUGCAACCUUUAAGACACCAUUGUACGUACAUGACUGUCUAUGCACCGUGCACCACAUCCGACUGUUCUAUAGCAAGACUCCACAUGACAUAUUGUAUGGUCAAAUGUCACCAUAGGUAACAAGGACAACAUUCAGAGUAAAUGUUACGAAAGUGUAAGGAAAGAACAGUACAUCGAUUCAUGGCUUUAGGUUUCAUUGGGCAUCUACACUUCAACCUCUGCCAUGAAGCCAAUCAUCCAGGAGGACUACAAAAAAAGUGUGUGAAUUUUCAUAUAUCUCUCUCCCAUAAUCUUUCUCUUUCAGAACCACACACACAGAACCACAGACACUGAUACAUACAGUUUGGAGAACAAGUAUUUGAUACACUGCCGAUUUUGCAGGUUUUCCUACUUACAAAGCAUGUAGAGGUCUGUAAUUUUUAUCAUAGGUACACUUCAACUGUGAGAGACGGAAUCUAAAACAAAAAUCCAGAAAAUCACAUUGUAUGAUUUUUAAGUAAUUCAUUUGCAUUUUAUUGCAUGACAUAAGUAUUUGAUACAUCAGAAAAGCAGAACUUAAUAUUUUGUACAGAAACCUUUGUUUGCAAUUACAUAGAUCAUACGUUUCCUGUAGAUCUUGACCAGGUUUGCACACACUGCAGCAGGGAUUUUGGCCCACUCCUCCAUACAGACCUUCUCCAGAUCCUUCAGGUUUCGGGGCUGUCGCUGGGCAAUACGGACUUUCAGCUCCCUCCAAAGAUUUUCUAUUGGGUUCAGGUCUGGAGACUGGCUAGGCCACUCCAGGACCUUGAGAUGCUUCUUACGGAGCCACUCCUUAGUUGCCCUGGCUGUGUGUUUCGGGUCGUUGUCAUGCUGGAAGAUCCAGCCACGACCCAUCUUCAAUGCUCUUACUGAGGGAAGGAGGUUGUUGGCCAAGAUCUCGCGAUACAUGGCCCCAUCCAUCCUCCCCUCAAUACGGUGCAGUCGUCCUGUCCCCUUUGCAGAAAAGCAUCCCCAAAGAAUGAUGUUUCCACCUCCAUGCUUCACGGUUGGGAUGGUGUUCUUGGGGUUGUACUCAUCCUUCUUCUUCCUCCAAACACGGCGAGUGGAGUUUAGACCAAAAAGCUAUAUUUUUGUCUCAUCAGACCACAUUACUUUCUCCCAUUCCUCCUCUGGAUCAUCCAGAUGGUCAUUGGCAAACUUCAGACGGGCAUGGACAUGCGCUGGCUUGAGCAGGGGGACCUUGCGUGCGCUGCAGGAUUUUAAUCCAUGACGGCGUAGUGUGUUACUAAUGGUUUUCUUUGAGACUGUGGUCCCAGCUCUCUUCAGGUCAUUGACCAGGUCCUGCCGUGUAGUUCUAUGCUGAUCCCUCACCUUCCUCAUGAUCAUUGAUGCCCCACGAGGUGAGAUCUUGCAUGGAGCCCCAGAUCGAGGGUGAUUGACCGUCAUCUUGAACUUCUUCAAUUUUCUAAUAAUUGCGCCAACAGUUGUUGCCUUCUCACCAAGCUGCUUGCCUAUUGUCCUGUAGCCCAUCCCAGCCUUGUGCAGGUCUACAAUUUUAUCCCUGAUGUCCUUACACAGCUCUCUGGUCUUGGCCAUUGUGGAGAGGUUGGAGUCUGUUUGAUUGAGUGUGUGGACAGGUGUCUUUUAUAAAGGUAACGAGUUCAAACAGGUGCAGUUAAUACAGGUAAUGAGUGGAGAACAGGAGGGCUUCUUAAAGAAAAACUAACAGGUCUGUGAGAGCCGGAAUUCUUACUGGUUGGUAGGUGAUCAAAUACUUAUGUCAUGCAAUAAAAUGCAAAUGAAUUACUUAAAAAUCAUACAAUGUGAUUUUCUGGAUUUUUGAUUUAGAUUCCGUCUCUCACAGUUGAAGUGUACCUAUGAUAAAAAUUACAGACCUCUACAUGCUUUGUAAGUAGGAAAACCUGCAAAAUCGGCAGUGUAUCAAAUACUUGUUCUCCCCACUGUAUACCUUCAAAGAAUCACUCACUCACUCACACAUCUGGAGGGUGUUAACAUGGUCUCAGAAAGAUCAAUUAGGACACGGAAAUGACUGCAGAAAAAUGACAAACACUCAAGACUGGCAAUCUGAUAGGAGUUUAGAGGUCAAAAGUUUGCUCCAGUCCCAAGGUGCUGGAAUAUGCAUAUCGCAACGUGACCCGCAGUCUAGCAGCUUGAGUUUUGUCUUGUGUUUUUGGAUUUCACCGUCUUGUUAGUUUAGGUGCCAAACCUUCAACUACACCCCGGUUUCUGUGUUAGACAUGAGUUACACGGUAAUCAGCCUAUUUGCUUACCAUGAUCGGUUGAUGUGAUGGAGAGAAAAUAUAAAAUGGCGUUCUAGGAGAGUGCCUUCGGAAAGUAUUCAGACCCCUUGACUUUUUUCACAUUUUGUUAGGUUACAGCCUUAUUCUAAAAUUGAUUAAAUUGUUUUUUUCCUCAUCAAUCUACACACAAUAACCCAUAAUGACAAAGCAAAAACUGAUUUGUAUACAUUUCUGCUAAUAAAUAUCACAUUUAUAUAAGUAUUCAGACCCUUUACUCAGUACUUUGUUGAAGCACCUUUGGCAACGAUUACAGCCUAGAGUCUUCUUGGGUAUGACGCUACAAGCUUGGCACACCUGUAUUUGGGGAGUUUAUCCCAUAUUCUCUGCAGAUCCUCUCAAGCUCUGUCAGGUUGGAUGGGGAGUGUUGCUGCACAGCUAUUUUCAGGUCUUUCCAGAGAUGUUCGAUCGGGUUCAAGUCCGGGCUCUGGCUGGGCCACUCAAGGACAUUCAGAGACUUGUCCUGAAGCCACUCCUGCGUUGUCUUGGCUGUGUGCUUAGGGUCGUUGUCCUGUUGGAAGGGGAACCUUCGCCCCAGUCCCUGCCGCUGAAAAACAUCAUCACAGCAUGAUGCUGCCACCACCAUGCUUCACCUUAGGGAUGGUGCCAGGUUUCGUCCAGACGGGACGCUUGGCAUUCAGGCCAAAGAGUUCAAUUUUGGUUUCAUCAGACCAGAGAAUCUUGUUUCUCAUGGUCUGAGAGUCUUUAGGUGCCUUUUGGCAAACUCCAAGCGGACUGUCAUGUGCCUUUUACUGAGGAGUGGCUUCCGUCUGGCCACUCUACCAUAAAGGCCUAACUGGUGGAGUGCUGCAGAGAUGGUUGUCCUUCUGGAAGGUUCUCCCAUCUCCACAGAGGAACUCUGGAGCUCUGUCAGAGUGACCAUCGGGUUCUUGGUCACCUCCCUGAUCAAGGACCUUCUCCCCCGAUUGCUCAGUUUGGCCGGGCAGCCAGCUCUAGGAAGAGCCUUGGUGGAUCCAAACUUCUUCCAAUUAAGAAUGAUGGAGGCCACUGUGUUCUUGGGGACCUUCAAUGCUGCAGAACAUUUUUGGUACUCUUCCCCAGAUCUGUGCCUCGACACAAUCCUGUCUCUGAGCUCUACGGACAAUUCCUUCGAACUCAUGGCUUGGUUUUUGCUCUGACAUGCACUGUCAACUGUGGAACCUUAUAUAGAAAGGUGUCUGCCUUUCAAAAUCAUGUCCAAUCAAUUUAAUUGACCACAGGUGGACUCCAAUCAAGUUGUAGAAACAUCUCAAGGAUGAUCAGUGGAAACAGGAUGCACCUGAGCUCAAUUUCUCAUAGUAAAGGGUCUGAAUACUUAUGUAAAUAAGGUAUUUCUGUUUUUUGUUUUUAAUAACUUUACAAAAAAAUCUAAAAACCUGUUUUCGCUUUGUCAUUAUGGGGUAUUGUGUGUAGAUUGAUUAGGAAAUUGUUUUAAUUAAUCCAUUUUUGGAGAAGGCUGUAACGUAACAAAAUGUGGAAAAAGUCAAGGGGUCUGAAUACUUUCCGAAGGCGCUGUAGUGCCCUGGAGCCUUCGAUGCUAUCUGAUAUUGUGUCAGGGAUAUUGGUCGGGUACAUGAAAAUAUUGGUUCAUGAGUCUGGACAUUUUUAUGGAUUACAUGGCAUGGGCAAUAUUUUCCAAAACCCCAACUGGAUUGGAUAUUUGAUAUAAGUUGGCUUAGUCGUGUAUUAUUGUUUUUAUUUCGGCUGAGCCAAGCAUAAAUUCAAAUUAUUCUAGAAAGAGUCUUACCUCAGCCCCAAUAGUCAAAUUUAAUCAUCUUUCUAGCACUAUCUCUAGAUGUUAUUCAAUGUAUAAGAUCAUUGUCCAUGUGCAAGGUCAAUCAGUUGAUGUUUAAACAGUCUUAACUGACUGUUUAUGAAGCUUUCUUCUCUAAUCUGUGUAAAGUAUCCAACCCUCUCUGUGUGGGAGAUUGAAGUGUCUGAUAACCCCCCACCUCUCCCCCCACCCCCCAGGUGCCUCUCCGUAUCCCGGCUUACACAUCGACGAGGACUUCUGCUGCCGACUGAAGGAAGGGACCAGGAUGAGAGCUCCAGAAUACUCCUCCUCUGAAAUGUAAGGAUCAAGCGAUCCAUUACAUAACAUACAAACCCCAAUCUCAUCAUCUAACUCAGGCCAAAAAAGGAAUGCACUUGCAGUUUGAAGAGUGGCCCAUGUCAGAAAGCUCUCUCACCUCUUGGCAGUGCAUAAUGCAUCAAGCUCCCUUGGCUCAUGAAACUUGUAAAGACCACGAAGCAUGCCUCUAGUCCUCUCAACGUAUCCCCCAUGAGGGUAAUUAGCCACCAGGAACUCUUACUCAGUGCAACACAUUAGAGGGCAGUAAAGGAAAGCCUCACAUAUCGAUGUACAGCAGUUGAAAAGAGGCCUUGUAUCUGCUCCUUCAUUUGUCUGAAUGAGCGACAGGGCUUGAUAGGCAUCAUGGGUAAUCCAGCUCUGAAUGUGGAGGGGAGACGGGAGCUGCUGAUUGGCAGUUAACCGAGGGGUGCGGCGGGCGGCGAGGUGCGGAUCUGUUUUCGGACUGACAUCGAUGCGGCCGUAAUUGAGCCCCACAUUAAAGGCUGGGGGAGUGGGGAGCGGCCAGGGGGCAGCCGGACACAGGGUAAUGAGAGCAAGGGGCGGGAGACUCCCCUCACUUGUCCACACAAGGGGGAUCUGAAGCAGGGCAGAUGUGGACAGUGCUGCUGAAACAGAAUAUCUUUGGGGGAGUCUAUGGGGGUUUCUCCUGGCCCUGUGGUGUCAGUGCUGUUAGUCUAGCAGUGAGGUGGACUGAACAGGAGGAGCUGGGGUUGUUGCCUUUAUGAGGUGACUGGGUGGCUUCUCAGCAGGGAGGACUAAGUGCUGGGGCUCUCUCUCACUCACUGUGCCAGGCUAUGGCACACGUCUGAGUUUACAGGGUUGGGGAGUAAUGGAUUACAUGUAACUGGUUAUUUAAAAACUGUAGCUGUAAUCUGUUACGUUACCAGCACAAAUAUUGUAAUCAGAUUACAGAUACUUUUGAAAAACUAGAUGAUUACUUCUAGAAUUACUUUUAAAUUCAGAAAGGAACCUAUGACGCCGUUCUGUUUUCUCAAUGACAUUCAAAUCAACAUUGAAAAAAGGCAAAAAUUGGCCUCCCGAGUGGCGCAGCGGUCUAAGGCACUGCAUCGCAGUGCUUGAGGCAUCACCACAGACCCGGGGUCGAUCCCAGGCUGUGUCACAACCGGCCGUGACCGGGGGUCCCGUAGGGCGGUGCACAAUUGGCCCAGCAUCGUCCGGGUGAGGGGAGGGUUUGGCCGGGGGGGGCACAUUGGUGCAGCUGGCUUCCGAGUUAAGUGGGUGGGUGGGUGUUAAGGAGCGCGGUUUGGCGGGUCAUGUUUGGGAGGACGCAUGACUCGACCUUCGCCUCUCCCGAGCCCGUUGGGGAGUUGCAGCGAUGAGACAAGAUCGUAAUAGAAAAAGGGGAUAUUCUUUUUUUUUUUUUACAAAAAAUAAUAGUUUGUUCCGCCUGAGCGAGUGUGACCACAAGUCAGAGACCACUAUGAUGACACACAAAAUGCGUUUGAUGCAUUGCGAGAAAAGAGCAGGAAUAGGCUAAUGUCUUCCAAUGGUGCGACUGCUGUCGGCAUCCAAAGAUUAUACAUCCACUUUAUACAACGCUUGGAGGUAAGGACGGCAGCAGUGGUGUACACUCUUAGGAAAAAAACGUGCUAACUAGAACCAAAAAGGGUUCUUCGGCUGUCCCCACAGGAGAACCCUUUGAAGAACCCCUUUUGGUUCUAGGUAGAACCCUUUUGGGUUCCAUGUAGAACCCUUUCCACAGAAUGUUCUACAUGAGACCCAAAAGAGUUCUACCUGGAACCAAAAAGGGUUCUCCUAUGGGAGAGCCGCAGAACCCUUUUGGAACCCUUUUUUCUAAGAGUGUAGCCGAUACAGAUAUCACUUAUUAAUGAUACAGUAUCUACAUAGCACAACGAUGUGGAUCACUCUGCUGCUCUCUCAUUUAGCUAUUAUUUGCGCCUUGCGAAUUGUGGUUGUUGUGGAUGGCUGUUCACAAAUGUAUAUGUGUAUUUUAACCCAAUAAUGGUUGAAUUGAAGAAGUUUAAGCUGCCUAUCAAUCAUUGUUUUUGCAACCAGUGCACUGACAGACAGUUAAAAAUGCGCUUUUGCAACAGCUGCAUAGUGCAAAUCCCAGCCUAUGGAAUAAAAGUUUGAGGGAGUUCCUCCCUUCUAAACUCCUCUGUGGUAUUGUGCUCCACACUGUCAACAACAAGUUUAAUUUAAGAAAACCACGAGUGGGGCUUUUAUUGCUCAAUCUAAUUCUUGAUGAUCAAUUUUUUAUAUCCAGAGGCCUAAUGGACAAAUGCUCAAACUCACACACUUUUGAUAGUCUUAAACAGCUGCAAAUUAUUGAGAUAUCAAAGUGUCACCAACAAAAACGGAAACAAUAGUAGGAUGCAAAUGCAGAAUAUGGUAUUCAUUUUUCACAUGCAAAUAGCAUUUUUCGGUACUGCUCAAAGCAUGCCACUCCAUGAGAGCAGCAUUUAUUUUUCAACUUGAAGCAAUGAGCCCAAUCAUUCCUCCAUGACAACAAAAUAAUAAACAACGGAGUAGUAUAAUUAAUCCUUAGUUUUUGGGUUAUGCUCCGGUAAAACAAUUAGGCUAAUCUAUAUUUCCAGGUAGUGGCAGUUAGCCUAGCGGUUAGAACGUUGGGCUAGUAACUGGUCGGACCGCUAGUUCGAAUCCCCAAGCCGACAAGGUGAAAAUAGGUCUAUGUGCCUUUGAGCAAGGCACUUAACCUUACUUGCUCCAGGGUUGCCGUUGAUAAUGGCAGACCCUGGUUGUGACCCCACUCUCUGAGGGUGUCUCAGGGAGAGUGGGAUAUGCAAAAAAUACAUUUCCAAUUCACACGUUCAUUAAUACACACUCGUACGUGUGUGAAAUAGGAGAAAUAUAAGCACCCACCAAAUUAUUUUAUUUAUUAUUUUAUUUCCAAUCGUAUUCUUGAAGAUCAAGGUGUGUUAAAUUAAUUGGAAUGACUGGAAAUCUGACAGACUUUGGUUUUUAAUGUAAAGAUAUAGCCUAAUUGUAUUAUUAUCUGUAGUAGAAAGCAAUGGGUUAGAAGAAGCCUACAGAACCAACCCAUAAAGUAAAAUGCAACAUCCAUUUAAGGCCAGCUAUGUGAACUCUUAACAUUGAUUUAUCCUGCAAUAGAUGUCGUUCAAUUAGUAAUAUUCAUUUUUGUCUUCUUCUAAAGCCUCUUAAGGGGAAAGUAAUCUAAAAGUAACUGAAAGUAAUCAGAUUACGUUACGGAGUUUUGGUCAUCCACAAAUUACGUUACUGAUGACAAUUUUGAAUAGGUAACUAGCAACUGUAACAGAUUUAGAAAGUAACCUACCCAACCCUGCGAGUUUACAACCUACUCCCAACGGACCCUUCGCUCACACAUCCUGCUCUCAAUCUAUCUCAUAUUCAGCUAUGUGUGUGGGUUUGUGUGUGCGUAGCGUUUGGUUUUCAUUUGUGACAGAGCAUGGUGGAGUCAAACUCCCUCUGUCUUAUUCAUUUGGAAGUGAUCAAUCCUGUACUUAUAUUUUAUAACUCUUUACCACCAAGAUGUCCAGAAUGUUUAAAACAUCUUGUGCCAACUGGAGCCAAUUGAAUGGAUGUAUCACGGAGACAUGGGAGAUGGUGAUUGGAGUUGACCUGCGAAAAUAUGAUCCAGACUGGAGUCUUAGAGCGCAGGGACUGGGAAUAUAACUAAAUAGCAGCUCUGUAGAUCCAGAGUCAGACCCACUGGUGCCAAGUUCCCCUCUCUAAGAUCCCUCUCUAAGAAACGUUCCAUUCUGGUUCAAAGCAAAGCGCUCCAUUGACCGAAUGAAGAUAUAGAGAGCAGAUAACACUCUGCUAAGCUCAUGCCAAGGAACCAUGAAGUACAACCUGUCUCUUGUCUGAGAUAAAAACAAAACCUGCUGAUAUCAGUUUAAAUGGGAAGCAGAGGAGCGGUACGCACUCUAGUCUACAGGGGUAAUACCCCCUGGCUCCCACACUUCUCCUCAGAGCCUCCCAUGCCUGAUGUUGAUCAUGUGUGUGGGAGCCUGGGAUCCAGCCCCUGACCUUGACCUUGACUCCAACCCCCGUUAUAUGGAUGAUGAAAGGGGCCGGUGGGCCGGUGGGCCGGUGGGCCGGGCGAUAUGGGGCGGUAAAUCUACCCUGCUGCUGCUGCACUGGCUCACCAGGAAUGUGACCCUCCGUUUAGAAGAUUGGAAGUUCCACUUCCUCCAUCAGCCUAACGGCACUCCAAUCUGGUGCAUCCUUAUCAGAAUGUGGAAGACGCUUCUCAAGAUGCAGGAAUAGAGAAAAACGGAUGUCCACCUCCCAACAUCCCACAGCUGUCUUGCCGGGAAGAGAGAAGUGGACUUAAGAAUUCGUACCACCACAAUGGCCCCCCACGGCAGCGUAUUCCCUAAAGAGACAGAAGAGGGGGAACCAUUUUUUUCCCAUUACGAAGCAGACAGGAAGCAGGCUUGAAAUUGUGAGGCCAUACAAUGCUGUCUACAUCCCCUCCUCUUGAUUUGUGGGCCAUGUGGGCCAUGGUGGUCUACUCUGGGCUUCCAUCCUGUCACUGUGAGGAUGUUAGGAGUCCCUCCACCUGGCCAAGGACACUGAUGAACAUGGGAAUCACAGCCCAGCCGCUUCCUCCAGCCAAUCUCCACCGCACCGAGGGGAGAGGAGACGUCUUGCCAAGCCAAGGUCUAGGUGUCCUGAAUACAAACACAGAUGGAGAGGGCAAAGGGUGGGGGAGGAGGGAGGACGGAGGGCGUAAUGGACCAUCUGCUUUUUACUGUAAUUUUCUCCAAACUCCAAAUUGACUCAAUCUGGUGCCAAUCAGGGGAACAUAAUAGAGCUAAUGGGCACCUGGCUGUGUUUACGUAAGGGCCUCUGUGUUUGGGGGCCGCGCUCCGUAGUAUGAAGCGAGCUAGGGAUCCAUCAUCACCCCGGCCGGGCUCGUUCACCAGGCUGACUAUGGGGUUUGAUUUAAACAGCAGCGGCGGCCGGUGCUCCGUCUCUGAAUUCCUCCACGGCCGAGUCCGGCCAUUAUUACAGGCCACUGCUGGAAACACAUAACGGCCCUGAGUCUUCCCACAUGGGCAGAGACAGCUCGUCAAAAAUCUGGGGGGGGGGGGGGGGGGUUCCUAAUGUUCACACCGAGACCUAGAGGGAACGAGAUACAGCCCCAGAGACCAGAUGAUCGUUGGAAAAUGAAAUAUUUGGUAUUUGAGUAUUGUACAUGACAGUUGAUUUGGGUGAAUGGCAGCUACAGGUCAUCUCUCGUGUCAGUCAGCCUCCACACACACAGGGCCUGUCUGGUGGAGGAGGAGAGCAUUGGGUCCCUCUGAAUGUCAAAACCAUCCUGGUUGUAAAAGAUUGAGUAUCGUUUGCCUUAUGGUUAAAUUUCUCAAUGCACAGCAGAGCGAAGCAUGCCUAGCAAUGCGUGGCCAUAUGCAUGGUGCUAAAUUCAUCACCAUCAGGCAGGGGUCAUUACCAACCCAUAUGGAUGUGAAUACUUGCGAUUAUCAUAUUAUUACCAAUUAUUACAAUUUAUUUGCAUAUAGCUCAACAGUAUAGCUAUACAGUGUGUCUGUGUUAUUAAUGUGCGUUUGCGAGCCAGCAUGAUGACAUGAUGUGUAUUUCUCCUCAGAUACCAGACCAUGUUGGACUGCUGGCAGGCCGAGCCAGGAGACAGGCCAACCUUCACUGAGCUGGUGGAGAGACUAGGAGACCUGCUACAGGCCAGCGUACAGCAGGUAAGAUCCCCAUGGCUUUGUUCUAUCAUUCCUUGCUCCCGUGAGGUUAUCACUAAUCUAAAAUUUGUGAAUAGGUGAAUGUGGUUGAACCCAUGAAGGGUUACAGUGUGUCACAUGAUGAAGACCAGGUUCAAGGUGACCUGGAGAUCAGAGGUCAGCAGAGUUGUGGAUAGGGCCUUGUCUCAGGCUUGUGAGAUGUACUGUUUUGCUUCUGACCAGUAAUUAUCUGUAGCUGAGGCAAGAGCCAAAACAGUGUGGAGGAGAACAUUUGUGGAUGACGUAUGCUCCUCAUGGAGUAAAAGGGUUUAAGUAAGUCAAGUUUAGGCAAAUGGCUCAAAACCACUUCUAUGUGAGGGAAGCUAAAACACAUUGAACGACUUGAGCCACAUCGUUAUUACGAAACUACUUUUAACAAUGGAAUUAGUCCCUGUUUCUGGAUGGUGACUUACACAUUGCAACUAUUCAGGAAGCGGCUCCUCUGAGUAAAGCACUACAGACUGGAGAUGAUGCGAAGGGGUCUGGCCCAGGGGGGUGCCCGGAACUUGGAGGGGAAGUCACACUCAACAGCCCCGCUUGGCUCCCUUUGAAAAAGUAGCUAGCGCGUAAGCUCUGUAUUGAACACAACGGCCAUUUAUGACAAUGGAAACAUCCCAAACCCAGCAGGGAAUGAGGAGGUUCACUUCUUAUCAUAAACACUGACAGAUCAUCCUCAAAGGUCUGGAUGAUUACAGAUGUGAUCAAUCAGCAGCGUCUGACACUCACUAAAUCCCCUUUCACAUUACAAUCACUCCUCAUCACCAGCCCCAACCACCAGCUGAAAGACGACCAGAUUGAACACAUCUAAAUGAUUUAGGCCAUGAAACCAUGACACAUAAACAUACUCCUGGACUAUACUUUCCUACAUUGUCAAUAAAGAGAGGGCUGCUUUUGUGGUAAUGGAAUGACAGGGAGAUAUUGAUAAAGAGGAAUGGAAUCAAGAGAGGGAGAAAGAAAGCAGCGAUUGUGACUGCUGAUGGAAAAUUGGCUGUUUCCCCAGCGAGGACAAAACAAUAGGUUCCCAUCAAGUCCUUAUAAUGCCCAAAACUCAAGAGUUUAAAAGACAGUCUAAAGCACAGUCACUGAGAGAAUGGAAGAGACUUCCUCAGAUAUCUACAGCCAUGCUCCCAGUUUCACCUCUCUCCCAGACCAGGACCCGAUUGUAUAAAACACCCUAAGUUAGCUUUAAUUUUAACUUAAAGUUUCCUUAACUUUAAGUCAGUUGCACAAAAUAUUUUAAGGUGAAUUUCCCCCUUAAAUUAAGUUAAAAAGUUAAGGGUGCUUCAUUCAGUAUGGAUAUCAAUGUAAACAGCAUUUGUGGAGGUGAAUGUUGCUUUCCUCUGCCCUGGUUUCAAAAGGAAAACAUCAACCAGCUAGUUAGGUAGCUAACAGUUAGCUACUUAGCUAAACAAUGGAAGGUGCACAAUCCAUGGCUACAAAACUAGCUGGGUAGAUUAGCUAGCUACUCUGUAAAUUAGCUUGACGUGCUAGAAAGUAAUAUAAACAAGUUGAGAAAAAAUUCCCUACAAGAAACAUAGUUUAUUAUCUUCUGAAUCAAUUUGGUUAUCCUGUCUUGAUUGUAGAAGUUCUAUUUUGCCAUCUCACAAAAUACAUGCGAUCUCAGGCCGUCUCCAUGGUAACCGGAUACUCUUUCUGCCUUACAUGCCUUGAAACUACCGUAAAACCCCUUAAGUAUGCCCUUACCUAAGGAAAUAUUUGAGGGGCUCUAUGCAACGUCAUUAAACAAUUCCCUUAGGUAAUACUUAAGAUGUUUUAUGUAACCGGGCCCAGGUCCAGAUAGUUCAUUAACUGCCGACAGACCCAGACACACACAGACAGCUCCUAGGACUAAAAUGAGACCAGACAGUGGUGGGGAUAGUAAAGAGAAAUGAGAUGAUAGCAGGCCAGACAUCACAUCACAUGAAACCACAGUAUAAAAACACUUUAUAACAUAACAGAUCACUCUCGCUGAAAACCAACCGCAAGAGAACCCAUUCUGACAGGACAGAAAAGAGCUGAACAGGGAGGAUUUCAACCCUUCCAUUAAUAUAGGUCUGUUACAUACAGAGAGACUCAUUCUUUUACAGGCCAGUCAGCGAUGUUGUCUCCACCAGCAUCAUCACCCCCUCAGACAUUCCACAUUGGAUUUAUUAGGCAUGACCUUGGUUUCUUUGGCAACAUUCCCUGCUAGUCCUGGAUGGAUGUUUGUGAAGCAAACGGACAGUAUCACGCUCAAAUCUCCCUAAGCUUCACACGCUUAUCACACACAUGUGCUUUCCGUCAUGCUAUGAUAGCAGUUAGCUAGGCCUCUGGUCUAUGAUAGCUGCUAGCUAGGCCUCUGGUCUAUGAUAGCUGCUAACUAGGCCUCUGGUCUGACAUGUUGUGUUCUCUCCUCUUUCUGUCCAUUCAGGAGGGCAAGCAUUACAUCCCUAUAGCAGCCCUGCUGUCCAAGGAGGGUGACCCCUCCAACACGGCCCUGUCAGAAGAGACCAACACCAGGCCACUCUCUUACCGCGACUCAGGGAGCACCUGGUAAGAAGGAGGAGUCUGUGAGCUGGCCAGUCGCUACACUACAUUACCCAGCUAUAUUACCCUCAACCUAACAGGGAGAUAUUACCCUGAUUACCCUCAACCUAACAGAGAGAUAUUACCUGCAACCUAACAGAGAGAUAUUACCCUCAACCUAACAGGGAGAAAUAUUACCCUCAACCUAACACAGAAAUGUUACCCUCAACCUAACACAGAGAUAUUACCCUCAACCUAACACAGAGAUAUUACCCUCAACCUAACAGAUAAAUAUUACCCUCAACCUAACACAGAGAUAUUACCCUCAACCUAACAGAGAAAUAUUACCCUCAACCUAACACUGAGAUAUUACCCUCAACCUAACACAGAGAUAGUAUUACCCUGAACCUAACACAGAGAUAUUACCCUCACCCUAACACAGAGAUAUUACCCUCAACCUAACACCGAGAUCACACUCACACCUGUGGCUCACAUCAAGGUUCUCACAUUUUAUUGUAUUGCAGUUUAGGGCUCUAUUCAAUCUGUAUUGCAGAAGUUCAGCAUUACAGCGUGAUUGAAAUGUAAUGGCAAUGUUCCCGCAUUAGCGGAAGCUGCAUUCAUGGUAAACCCUGCAUAGGUCAGCUCAAUGGGAAAUUAUCUUUACAUUUCUAUCACGCAAUCUGUAAUGCUUCAGCGAUAUACACAUUGAAGAGCGCUUAGUUAAAGAAUUCUGCCAUAAGUCUAUGUACAUUAUAUAACAUUUAAUAGAGACAUUUCAACAUUGAAAUGUAAUGUCUCCAUGGGCGUCUUGGCUUAAUGGUAACGUUAAAAUCUCUUUAAAUCUGUGUUAUUUUAAUUGAACUGAGUGUUAAGAUAACAACCAAUCAUUUCCCCACUCUUUAUUCAGUACAUUGUCCAAAGCACACUCCAUUUUCUUUACAUAUGCUUUGCUUGGUGGGUCGGGUACUUAUUCUUAAAGAAGUGCAUGUAGAUCUGCUUGAGGACAGUGAAAGACCUGAUAAAGGUUGUGAUGAGAACUAUAUACACUGGCAGUCUGAUGGUGAGGGAGCCCAAAGCAUUGUGUUCCCUUCAAAGAUUUUCCUCCCAAACCACAGACCCUGCUCCAGGAUUUAUGUCCACUUAAAAUAAUAUUUUUCAAGCCCUCAUAUUUUCACAGGUCCUACCAGUGGGUUUAUUGAGAAUGUAUUGAAAUGCUUUAAUGACAGUUAUCCCUUAAGCUGAACUGAAUUAAGCAGUCAUUUGAUUCUCUCUCUGUGUUGGAAAGCCCAAAAAAUAGGGUUGAUUUUUAAAGAUCAAUUCCACCGACAUUAUGUAAUUGUUGACUAAAUUGAUUAUGUUCAUGCUUAUUGUGUUUUUUAGACGCUUUUUGGCGCCUGUGUAAUCUUGGAAUUCCCUGACUGGGACAUUUUUCCUAUGUUGGGAUCUGACUUUGGAAAUCUUAUCCCUUCAGGAACAUUAAGAUCCGUCCAGCAAGUGUGAAGACCUUUGAUGAGGUUACCAUGGAGAACGGCUCUAACGACAACCAUGAGGUGAAUUAACCCACCACCCCUAUCCCUCUCUCACACACUGAACACCAAGUGACUCAAACCUCCCAGCAAACCGGGAACAUUCCCAGAACAUUAGCUAAGAUUCCCAUUAAGUUCUACUUAGGGUUUUAUCUCAAAUUAGCAUGAUAACAACCCCAAAACAUUCAAAGAAUGUUUUUCAUUAAUAAAAUGUACUUUUUUGUUAUGUUUUAAAUUAAUAUCCUUCACUAAAAUGUUGUGCACAACAUCUGUAACAAUUACCACAGAACAUUCCCCAAAAGUUCUCAUUAGGUUUCCAGGUAAUGUAAUAACACAAUGUACCAGUAAUGCUUUCCCAGCAAACCAAAAUUGGUUCUGUGAAAGUUCCCAGAACAUUCGUUAGGUUGCGGUAAAUGUUCUCGUAACACAAAAACUGUCAAGUUGUGUUGAUUAUUAUACAAUGUUUGUAUAAAACAUUUGCCUGAUGUUGCAAGAACGUUCCCAGAACACAUUUUAUCUGUUCUUUCAAGGUUUCCAGAAUGUUUAAUUAGGUUGUGGGAACAGUGUGGGUACAUUACAACAGAUAUGUUUCCAAAUCAUAAAAUAUGCUCUGUUGUGAUAAUAAUAAUAAUAAUAAUAAUAAUAAUAUGCCAUUUAGCAGACGCUUUUAUCCAAAGCGACUUACAGUCAUGUGUGCAUAAAUUUUUACGUAUGACAUUCAUACAAUGUUUAAGUUAGGUUGCACAGGACAUUCCCUUAAUGUUGUAAGAAUUAAGGUUCCCAAAUUAUGGGAGUUGUCUGGGAUGUUGCAAGAAUAUACUUGUGAUAUUCACGAAGGUUGCAUAGAACAUUCCCACAAUGUUGCACAAUGUUCCAGAGACUAUGGUGGUCUGCUUGAAACAUGUUGGUAUUACAGACAGUUGGUAUUAUUAGGGACAUGUUGAAAAUGUCAGUGAAGACACUUGCCAGUUGGUCAGCGCAUGCUUGGAGUACACGUCCUGGUAAUCCGUCUGGCCCUGCGGUCUUGUGAAUGUUGACCUGCUUAAAAGUCUUACUCACAUCGGCUACGGAGAGCGUGAUCACAUAGUCAUCCGGAACAGCUGAUGCUCUCAUGCAUGCUUCAGUGUUGCUUGCCUCGAAGCGAGCAUAGAAGUGAUUUAACUCGUCUUGUAGGCUUGUGUCACUGUGCAGCUUGCGGCUGUGCUUCCCUUUGUAGUCUGUAAUAGUUUUCAAGCCCUUCCACAUCCGACGAGCGUCAGAGGCGGUGGAGUACGAUUCAAUCUUAGUCCUGUUUUGACUCUUUGCCUGUUUGAUGGUUCGUCGGAGGGCAUAGCGGGAUUUCUUAUAAGCGUCCAGAUUAGAGUCCCGCUCCUUGAAAGCAGCACUACCGUUUAGCUCAGUGCGGAUGUUGCCUGUAAUCCAUGGCUUCUGGUUGGGGUAUGUACGUACGGUCACUGUGGGGAUGACGUCAUCGAUGCACUUAUUGAUGAAGCCAGUGACUGAUGUGGUGUACUCCUCAAUGCUAUCGGAAGAAUCCCGGAACAUAUUCCAGUCUGUGCUAGCAAAACAGUCCUGUAGCUUAGCAUCUGCGUCAUCUGACCACUUCCUUAUUAACCGAGUCACUGGUGCUUCCUGCUUUCGUUUUUGCUUAUAAGCAGGAAACAGGAGGAUAGAGUUGUGGUCAGAUAUGCCAAAUGGAGGGUGAGGGAGAGCUUUGUAUGCGUUUCUGUGUGUGGAGUAAAGGUGGUCUAGAGUUUGUUUUCCUCUGGUUGCACAUGUGACAUGCUGGUAGAAAUUAGGUAGAACGGAUUUAAGUUUCCCUGCAUUAAAGUCCCCGGCCACUAGGAGCGCUGCCUCUGGAUGAGCGUUUUCCUGUUUACUUAUGGCCUUAUACAGCUCAUUGAGUGCAAUCUUAGUGCCAGCAUCGGUUUGUGGUGGUAAAUAGACAGCUACGAAAAAUAUAGAUGAAAACUCUCUUGGUAAAUAGUGUGGUCUACAGCUUAUCAUGAGAUACUCUACCUCAGGCGAGCAAAACCUCAAGACCUCCUUAGUAUUAGAUUUUAUGCACCAGCUGUUGUUUACAAAUAUACACAGAACGCCACCCCUUGUCUUACCGGAGUCAGCCCUUCUAUCCUGCCUAUGUAGAGUAUAUCCGGCCAGCUGAAUGUUAUCCAUGUCGUCGUUCAGCCACGACUCGGUGAAACAUAAGAUAUUACAGUUUUUAAUGUCCUGUUGGUAGGAUAACCUUAAUCUUAGGUCGUCCAAUUUAUUUUCAAAUGAUUGAACAUCGGCUAAUAUGAUUGAUGGAAGAGGCAGUUUGCUCGCCGUCGGAUCCUUACAAGGCACCCCGACCUACGUCCACGAUAUCUCUGUCUCUUUCUCAUGCGAAUGACGGGGAUUUGGGCCUUGUAAUAAACUCAUAGGUACGGUACCAGUUAAAAGUUUGGACACACCUACUCAUUCAAGGGUUUUUCUUUAUUUUUACUAUUUUCUACAUUGUAGAAUAAUAGUGAAGACAUCAAAACUAUGAAAUAACACAUAUGGAAUCAUGUAGUAACCAAGAAAGUGUUAAACAAAUCAAAAUAUAUUUUAUAUUUGAGAUUCUUCAAAUAGCCACCCUUUGCAAAUAGACAGCUUUGCACACUCUUGGCAUUCUCUCAACCAGCUUCACCUGGAAUGCUUUUCCAACAGCCUUGAAGGAGUUACCACAUAUGCUGAGCACUUGUUGGCUGCUAUUCCUUCACUCUGCGGUCUGACUCAUCCCAAACCAUCUCAAUUUGGUUGAGGUCGGGGGAGGCCAGGUCAUCUGACGCAGCACUCCAUCACUCUCCUUCUUGGUAAAAUAGCCCUUACACAGCCUGGAGGUGUGUUGGGUCAUUGUCCUGUUGAAAAACAAAGGAUAGUCCCACUAAGCCCAAACCAGAUGGGAUGGCGUAUCGCUGCAGAAUGCUGUGGUAGCCAUGCUGGUUAAAUUUGGACUCCAGACCAAAGGACAACUUUGCACCGGUCUAAUGUCCAUUGCUCGUGUUUCUUGGCCAAAGCAAGUCUCUUAUUAUUAUUGGUGUCCUUUAGUAGUGGUUUCUUUGCAGCAAUUUUUAACAUGAAGGCCUGAUUCACACAGUCUCCUCUGAACAGUUGAUGUUGAGAUGUGUCUGUUACUUGAACUCUGUGAAGCAUUUAUUUGGGCUGCAAUUUCUGAGGCUGAUAACUCAAAUUAACUUAUCCUCUGUAGCAGAGGUAACUCUGGGUCUUCCAUUCCUGUGACGGUCCUCAUGAGAGCCAGUUUCAUCAUAGCGCUUGAUGGUUUUUGCGACUGCACUUGAAGAAACUUUCAAAGUUCUUGACAUUUUCCGUAUUGACUGACCUUCAUGUCUUAAAGUAAUGACGGACUGUCGUUUCUCUUUGCUUAUUUGAGCUGUUCUUGCCAUAAAAUGGACUUGGUAUUUUACCAAAUAAGACUAUCUUCUGUAUACCUUUUACCUUGUCACAACACAACUGAUUGGAUCAAACGCAUUAAGAAGGAAAGAAAUUCCACAAAUUAACUUUUAACAAGGCACACCUGUUAAUUGAAAUGCAUUCCAGGUGACUACCUCAUGAAGCUGGUUGAGAGAAUGACACGAGUGUGCAAAGCUGUCAUCAAGGCAAAGGGUGGUUAUUUGAAGAUUCUCAAAUAUAAAAUAUAUUUUGAUUUGUUUAACACUUUUUUGGUUACUACAUGAUUCCAUAUGUGUUAUUUCAUAGUUUUGAUGUCUUCACUAUUAUUCUACAAUGUAGAAAAUAGUAAAAUAAUAAAGAAAAACCCUUCAAUGAGUAGGUGUUCUAAAACUUUUGACCGGUAGUGUAUAUUUUGUGAUGUUCCCACCAGACUGUUCCCACAACCUAAUGAAACAUUAUGGGAACCUUUAAAGAACAAAUGUUUUUCUACGAACGUUCUUGCAACAUCAGGCGAUGUUUUAUACAAACAUUCUAUAAUCAUCAGCAUGACUGGACAGUUUUUGCCUUAUGAGAACAUUUGCUGCGACCUAAUGAAUGUUUUGGGAAUUUUCAAAGAACCAAUUUUGGUUUGCUGGGCUAACAUGAUGAUUUCUCUAAACCACACCUACAGAGCUGCCCCGUUAAUAGGGUGUAAAACAUCUGGCCUAUAAGAAUAGACAUAUGUGAGACCAUUUUGGUGGACGCUGACACUUACUCUUUCUCUCUCUCAUCCUUGUUUCUCUCUCUAUCUCUCUCUCACUCUCUCUCAAUCCCUCUCUUUCCCAUUUCCCUCCCUCACUCUGCACGUGCAGAGGGGCCAGUCGGACAGUGGAAUGGGCCUGUCGUCUGAUGAUAUGAACACGCUGAAGCGCCUGGAGUCCUUGGCCCGACCUCUCAGCAUCAUGGCCCUGGCGUGAGUACACCUAAUCCACAUAAUCCCUGUCACUGACAGCAUCCAGAGACACAGGCUGAGGCAGAAGAGGCAGGGGGGCCACAUGCAGAGGCACUGGAGGCAGGGAGGGGUAGAGAGGCAGGAUAGAGAGUUAGGGGAGGCAGAAAGAGCCAGGGGGAAAAGGAGAGGAAGGCCGCUGGCCCUGCCCUGGAAACCCACCUGCUGGCCUGGAAUGUAGACGUUGGGAUUGUCACACACACUCAUACACACACACACAUGGCCCCUCUCACCCCCUUAACCUCAAUGACUGGUUUUCCCUUUUGUCAAAAGAGACCAUGCUAUAGCCCCAGUGAGACAAAGGACUCGGGGGGGGAGGGAGAUUGCCCCAAGGUGACAACCCAAACGACAGGGAACAAAAGCCCAGUGGAAGUGUGACUCGGGGCCUGGGUGGUUUAAGAGCACGCACUAAAACUUGCUUUGGCGUUCGCCAAAAGGCUGCUUGGCCUGAUUGAGACGUCCUCUGACAGCUUACUUAUCAAGGUUCAAUGUAGAGGCAGUGUUUCAUACAUCAAUCAACUGCCAUAGUUUGAGAUGACAUAAGAGGUUUGUGAUACAGACUCCAGAGUCAAUCUAACAGAUGUUAUCAGAACAACACUGUCAUUGCUGAGGAACAGUUGUGGACACAGAUGUCUUAUCGCCCUGGAUGUUAUCUGGUCUAGUAUAACCAGACUGUGGUGUCUGAGGAAAUGUCUAACAUUGCCCUGCGUAUUUGAGAACGAAGGCUCCAAUAUGCAGUGACCUGAGAGCUGAUGUUCAGAUAGAGAAAACAUUCAAUUAUAUAUGUACAGUCCACCCACUGUCCCAGAUAAGCCUGUACAUUGUGUGGAUGAUUUAGGUCUGAGAGAUUGUUUAUGAUUUUGAACGUCGGCCAAUAGCAGGGUUAAUCUAGCAGGUCACACCCCUGGGCUCUCUCCUUACACUCUGGACCUCAACAUGCUCAGAAAACUAGCAACGUUCAAGCUGAGUAAACAAGGGGAUGCAUUCGGGUUAUAGAGAGUUUACUCUCAUGAUACAGCUAGCAACCACCUACUUUUAGAGUUACUACCACUCCUUGUCAUAACCUGUCGUACCUGUAGAAUAGAUAGAAACCAGGGCUGAGGACAGGGUUUAGAAGGUUAGGCUUCAAAACCUCUCCCAGCUAUAAAUGACACAUUAUCCAUUGUGUACUUCAAAGAGCAGAAUUGGAUGAAAAAUAGAUAUAUAGAUGGAUUCUGUCUUUUAAAUGCCCAGCUCACAAACAACUCUUCACUGGACAAAAAAGAUUAGGACUAAUACAUAUUCAAAUAAGCAAGAACAGCUAACAAAGGAAUGUUUUUAAAAAUGCAAUAAUCAUAAACUGACAGAAAGGGAACAUGAAAUAAAAAAGGCGAGGGGAGUUUGAUAUCAUUUUUAUGGGGCCGGCCAGUGUCUCUCACCAUGAUUAAUGACACUAUUCCAAACCCCCAAUGAACAGACCGCAAGGUGUUGGUUUGAUUAAAAACAUUCUGGAUCCUCUCCCUCAGCAACCAUUGUACCCUCCCUGCCCCAAUCCACCCCCACACCCCCAUCAACCCAUGUACAGUGCUUCCCUCAUCUCUGUGCCCCUAUGUGAGGUACAACGCUAGGCAGAGAGAGACUAGACCACUACAUUUACAUUUUUACAUUUUAGUCAUUUAGCAGACGCUCUUAUCCAGAGCGACUUACAGUUAGUGAGUGCAUACAUUAUUUUUAUUUAUUUUUGUUCUACCAUGGGAGAAUCAGUCACCAGAGGUAUGCAGAGAAUGAUCUAUUUAUUGAGGGGAGAGAACCCUCACUGGGUCGCCGCUCGAUCACUCUCACCUUUGACCUUCUGGAGGUUUACAAGGGAGGGCUGUAGUAGUCCUCUAGCUCUCUCUCUCGUUCUCUCUAUAGCUCUCACUAUAGCUCUCUCUCUCGCUCUUUCUAUCUCUCUCUGGCUCUCUCUCUAUAGCUCUCUAUAGCUUUCUCUCUCGCUCUCUCUGAAGCUCUCUCGCUCUCUCUCUAUAGCUCUCUCUCUCUAUAGCUCUCUCUCUCUAUAGCUCUCACUAUAGCUCUCUCUCUCUCUAUCUCUCUCUCUCUCUCUCUAUAGCUCUCUCUCUCGCUAUAGCUCUAUCUCUCUCUCUAGCUCUCUCUCUCUUUGUAGAUGUGUGGAAAUGCUUGGGAUAUUAUUGUUGUCAGUACUCGACUCACCAAUCUAAAAUGUACUGAUCCAUUAUAGAAUAUAAUCAUUGUAAUACACCACCCUGUCAUUUCCCCAGUCUCAUAGUCAAUGCAGCCAGUCAGUCAUGCGAUUUACCCCACUGAGAGCCGACUUUGGCCCCUGUGAGAGAAGUUCAGGAAACUCCUAGCAACCAGAAGACAAUAGUAGUCAAUUACUCAUAUUUGGAGCGGGAGAAGAAGAAGUCAACAUCUGUGAGAGAGGCCAGAGAACAUGAUUGAUGAUAUCCUUUAUGAACAAUUAUCAUGGACAUUUAUUGUUGUUAUGUUUUUGUAUUUUAUUACGGAUCCCCAUUAGUUCCUGCCAAGGCAGCAGCUAAGGCAAUUAUAUUUUACUUAGUCUGUUAUUAACAAUGUAUUCUCUCUCAUUCAAUCUCAAUCUCAUCUCGCUUUAUGGCAUGACGUCCACACUGUACAUAUCUCCAAGCUUACUCUUCUCCUCUCUCUCUCUCUCUCCUCUCUCUCUCUCUCUCUCCUCUCUCUCUAUCUCUCCUCUCUUCUGAUGAAGGCGGUGACGCUAGCGUAUCCAUCGUCGGGCUGACUGAAGGAGAGAGGACAGUUCCUGCCGGCCCCUUCGGGGCUCUCUCUCACCCUGGACAGACUCGUCAUCUCGGAGCUCGGUCUGCGUCAGUGCCACACUCUCUACGCUCUCUCUCUCCUCUUCUACCAACUAGGUAAGCGGUGAGUAGGAGUAGGAGUCGGUGCUGACUGAAGGAGAGAAGGACAGUACCCUCACCUGUCCCCUCUCUGGACUUCACCCUGGACGACUCGUCCCUGGAGCCCGGUCUGGAGUGCCACAGCCCGCCCCCUGACUACAACUAUGUGGUGCGCUACUCCACCCCACCUGUGUAGCCCCACCCCAUCGCCGUGGGAGACGCGCCAAAGCCUGCUACCCAAUCUCCUACCCUCCGCCCCAGGGAGAAUCUAUCUGACUGAAUGCCUCGAGGCCUCUCCUUUGUUCACCUCUGUUCUGACUCUGUCUCUGGACUUCACAGCGCACCGUAAAACGCCUGCUGCCUCCCUCCUUUUACCUUCUUCCAUUUCUCCUCCUCCCCGAGGCUUAAGAGAGAGACAAGUUUGAGACGCUUUGUUACAACGUGGGAGAUUGUGAGACACCUUACUGAACGUCUGCACUUAGCCUGCCUGCUUCCCAUCAGCCCACUCUGCAGGAAGGAGGAAGAAGAGGCUGCCCUCUUCUGUAAUGGUCUCAGCUUGACCCAGAGGUCAGCCUAUGUACUGCUGGUCUUCUCCAUAGCCCACUCAGAUAUCCACACAUACAGCUAGCUAUAGAUAGAUACCUAUAGACUUAUGUAGACUUAUAUACAGCCUCAGGUAUUCCUAUAAUCUACUGUGAACAACACCAAGAAGCACAACCGAUUCCAGACUUGUAACGAAUGACAGUACUAUGAAAUGUAUUAUUGGCAGUUUAUACUGUAGGAUAAAUGAAGAAUGUGUUACCAUGGGGAUACAAAAUGUAGAGGAGAAAGCAGAUGAGAGAAUUGGGGUGUUUUUAUUGAUAGUAUUUUAUUUCUGUACAAAUAUUUUAUAGAAUUGAAAACUGGAAAGUAAUGUGCUAUUUUAUUUUAUUAUGUAAUGAUUAUUGAUAUAAGGUUGACGAAAUAUUUGUGUCACAAAGUUGAUAUUUUCAAGCAUAUUCCUCAGCUUGACUUUAGCUAAAGCACCCUUUUUUUUUUUGCGCGUGUCAGACAGAUUAUAGGAACGGUUCGUGAAUAAUUGAAUGUGCCCGUCUGAAAAGAUUUCUCACUUGAGGACUCCAAUCCCCAGUAUUCCCAGUGAACAUGUUUUUGUAUUUGGAAUAUUUUUUCCCUUCAACUCAGAUGGAGAGACAAAUGGGUUGAGACUGUUGUCUACAGUAGAUGGAUAUGGGUCAUUGUCCCUUAGGGUCAGUCUGAGUAGUACUAGUUUAAACAGCCCAUAGAAUCCCAGCUCCCAACGUCUCUGAAUGGGGUUAAGGCAUGGAGGGUACAGGGCAGGGCAGAACACAGCGUAAGACCACACUGCUUUGGAUGUAACACGACAUCUCUACCGUGAAGCCAUUUUAAAUGAAAAGUUAUGUUUGGAUUCCUUCCCCUAUCCCGAUAUGGGACUAACUCUGUGUAUUAUUGUUAUGGCCGAGUGGAAAAAGGGAAAUUGGAUGAUAUGAGAGAGACUGGUUUAUUUGUAUGUGUACAAAGUUAGUUAAAAACAUGAGCUUGGAUUACAAUUUCAUCUGAAGAGUGUCUAGGAAAGCUCUAGUGAAAUAAACAAUGCAUAUUUAUUUAGGUUUAUAU
Molecule: messenger RNA, 74585 nt
Organism: Coregonus sp. 'balchen'
Lineage: Eukaryota; Metazoa; Chordata; Actinopteri; Salmoniformes; Salmonidae
Source: the annotation of a GenBank genome assembly